Xyrichtys novacula (pearly razorfish) is the source of this 51996-nucleotide messenger RNA. Lineage: Eukaryota; Metazoa; Chordata; Actinopteri; Labriformes; Labridae. The record is from the annotation of a GenBank genome assembly.
GGGCUUUCCAGAUGAGACAGCCAGCUAACAAACAGCUAGCAGCUCUUAGCCAGCGCUUCAUUCCCAGGAUAGUUUUUGGGCAGCAACCAAAGUGUUUUUAACUUUCUCGAGGACUAUAUUUUUCAUGGGCACAAAGUUACGACGACAUCGUGAUGUAAAAAUGUAACGCUACAACGUUAAUGCAAGAUAAGGGCUUAUUUUCUAUAUUUAAUAUCAGUUAAACAACAGUCUGAAGCUAACGUUAGCAGGAAGCCAAGUGUAGUUCACUGUCUGUUACCUCAUGUGUGGUGAAAUCGAAAACAUUGUCUUUGGAAGUGUCACAACAAUAGAAAUACAAAAUAAUAAGUGGUGUGCAUGACAAAGUAACACACGAGUGUACUUCAUGUUUACUUUAAGACACUCAUCUAUCCAUAACUCCUACAGGUGGGUAGUCACGUGCACAGUCCCAAACCUUUAAAUCAAGCAGCUCAGACACUAAAAGUGCCAUAAUGCUCUGACAGAGCCCACAGUUAGUCCAAAUCAAAGACAUUUCCUGACUGAAUAGUGAGUUUUGAAGCUGUUCGCCAUGGCAAGUGCCUUAGCAGCAAAAAUGGGAUUGAAUUCACUGAUGAGGAGACAAGCCAAGACCUUCAACGUCAGGAUCUGCACGAUGGAGUCAGACAUGGAGUUCAGCUGCGAGGUGGGUAUCCAUCCAUUUGUCCUUUCAUCCAUUCAUCAAUCCAUUCAUUCAAUCAUUUAUUUGUAUAUCACAUGAAAUCAUUGUAGAAGGAAGGGGGGAAGAAAUAAGAAAGAAACCAUGGUUAAAACUGGAAAAAAAAUAUUAUAGUAAGAUAGAAAAGAUGAAAAGAAACCAGCAAAAUAGUCAAAAAUAAUAACAGAAAAUUAAUAAAAAUGAGAACAAUCGAAAUAAUAAACAACAAUGACUAACAGGAAAAAUCUGAAUAUUAAAAAAAGGAAAAAGCAAUCAAAUCAGAAAAGAAAAAUUCCCAUCAACUAUUGCAUGAGACAGAAAGGAUUUCAGUACUGAGUAAAACUUGGAUUUCUCUUAUUCUGUAAGUGUGGAUAGCCAAUUUUUUCUCAAGCAUUUUUUUUCCUCAUCUCAGUGUGAAUCGUGGGAACAUGUGGGAUGAGCCGUGACUGGGUGUGAGAACUGAACCAUUCCGCUUUAAAGGUUUUUCAGAUUUACUGUAGCUCUGAACCCACCACACAUGCAAUUAUGUUCUCAUUGUUACCAGUUGCAUCCAGAGUAAAGUCAUUCCAUCACAACAAAAAGAGGAAAAAUCCUGGAGGACUCAAUUCAACAGCUGCAAACACACUAAAAUACACAAGUUUAGAAAAGUUUUUAGCUAGAUCACGGACUCUCCCUUUAUUUUACUGAAUGAUUUUGCAGAGUCUUCUAUCAGUGCUGGACUAAGUAAAUGGUCUAUGCACACAGGUCAUGGCUGGCUGUGUACAGAGGCUUGCUAUUUAGAGCCAAAAAUCAGAAUUUGAAUGUUUUAAAAGAGAAAAAAACUACAGCAAAAGUGCCAAGAUAAGUAUUUUGAAACAGGUUUUAAAACUUCAUUUAAUGAAAUUUGCAAAAAAAAUUUGGCUUGAAAUAUCUUGGAAUAAGUUUCAUAUUAAUGUCAAUAAAAUUAGAUAUAUUUGAACAAGAAAUGAGCCAAUAGUAUUUUAUUUUAUGCCUUAUUAAUUUAUGAUAACAAUUAUGUAUUAAAGUCUAUAGUUGUGAUAGUUUCUUUUAAGUCCUGAGAGUGUGAUUUCUCAACACUAGGUGGCAGCAGGUAACUAUGAACAAACGCAUUGGUUCAGCCGCUCCACUCCACAGGCUUAUUUCAUUCGAAAUCACCUUCUGCAGCAGUGGAGUCAUGAGCAGGUUUCAUUCAGAUCUCACAGUACUGCAGGACUUUUGAUUUUCAUAUGGAUUAAAAUAAACUUAUUUACCGGUAUGUCGGUUUUAUCACAUGCAGGAUUUCUUCUCUCUCUCUGUUUCUGCUUCAAUAUUUGACUCAGUAGAUGCAACACCACAACUGAAAUGCAUUACAGUUGCUUGGAGACAUCACACGUGUAUUUAAAGGGGAGGAGCCCACUAAAGUUUGCUGUGGUAAUUACACGGAGCAGUGUAAUGUUAGCUGGAGGUUUCUAAUUUCUGAGUUUGGGUGGUAAUUGUUAUCAAUUAUUGGUUUGUAAACAGCAUUUAAGGUUACUCGGUGGUGCAGACUAAGUGUUGGUUGUCGUGGAGGGACCCUCUGUUCUUAAAGGUUUAAAACACGCUAACCUUGAAUGCACUUGGCAGGGGAUUGCGCCUCGAGCUUCCUCAGAGGCUGGUGAUGAUAGGUGUCUAAAUUGGAUCCAUGUGCCUGAUACGCCUCAGCUGGAAGAGGAGCACAUGUUUUGCUCUGUGCUUUGUAAAAGAGACUGAAAUACUAGUAUGACAAAACAGCAGACUGGGAUACUAAUAAAUGGGUAGAAGCUGUCUAAAAGGAGAGCAGUGCUUCUGCUUUUAUGCUGAUUUCUACACAUGAAAUACAGACAGCGGAUGAUGUGAAUUUUGCCAUUAAUAUGAAGCUCUUAUAGAGCAAAUUUUCAGACUUCAAACACGGUGACUUUUCCGUUGUGCUGCGGCUGCAGGGCCACUCAUCUCUUAGUAUUGAUUCAGUAGAUCAAAGUAACCCUAUAUUUUCUCGUCCUCUUCUCUGGGCAAUUUCUAUACAAUGAACACUUGUGUGUUCCAGAUCAAGUGGAAAGGAAAAGACCUUUUUGACUUGGUGUGCCGAACUCUGGGAUUGAGGGAGACCUGGUUUUUUGGGCUACGCUACAACAUCAAGGACACGUUUGCUUGGCUGAAGAUGGAAAAGCGGGUAAGUGGUUCUUGUGUUAUUCCGGUCUUGCUCCAGCCAUGCGGUGAGGCAUGUAAACUAUAUUGAUUAAACUGUAGUAAGCAUGGAAAAAGCUGUACAAAUGUUGAUUUCUCUGCUUUGUCUAUUGAUCCCAGGUUCUGGAUCAGGAGGUACCAAAGGAGGAACCAAUUACGCUUCAUUUCCUGGCCAAGUUUUACCCUGAAAAUGCAGAAGAAGAGCUUGUUCAAGACAUCACGCAGCAUCUCUUCUUCCUGCAGGUAAAAUCAACCUCCUGGUUUGUCACAAGCUCUGUCCUGAAGUUUUGAGGAAGCCCAGAAUGAAUCAGCGCAUAAAAGGUAGUGGUGAGUAAAAAUGCAGGUGGUUCUUUAGGCUUUGGUCUGAAGAUUACUACCUCGGGGGAUACUUUUUCUGUUUUACUCGUGCCUUUGAUGCAGUGGAGACCUUUUAAGAAGCACACUCAUACCAGCAGAUAGAUUCUCUUUGUUGCUGCUGCUGCAUGUUGAAACUGCUGAGGGAUGACAGAUGAACCUGAAAUUCAGCACUUCUUUUAGGAGAAGCUCUGAACAGCUGUUUUGCUUGUGGACGGAUCUUAAAAUUUGUCUCCUCAGUGUGACGCUGCAUAAAACAAAUCCAGGUAUGCAUGCAACUGCAAUUGCAUCUGCAACAUGCACAUGCACAAAGACCAUGAGGUGUUACUUGUCUGACCUGAAAUGCAUCAUGCUGUCCAGUUUCUGGUUUUCUAUGAUGACUCUGUGAUAAACAUCCAUCUGGUAUCACUUUGGAGCAGCCUCUCACUGAAGCACUGUCGCACCCUGAUCCGUCCCGUAAACCGGAUUUUUACUGCGCAUGUCCGAAAUGUAAGUCACUUCCUCUACUAGCCAUCUUUUAGACAGCUCAGCAAUUCUUCACCCCUCGCAGUUUGCGACAGCUUAAACACUUGUUCAUCAGCUUCAGCAUCAGGGAGCUCGCUUCAGUCAGAAUGGAUGCUUCAGUUUAUCACCAGCUACUCGCUUUUCUCCUGAACGGCGUGCUUCCCUCGACUGAAGCAGAGCGCUGGAAAGUCAAGAGAAUGGCGGCCGUUUUCACAAUUAAAGGUUCCUACUACAGCUUAAUUGUAAAAUUGCAACGUGGUCAUAAAAGACUUGAAUGAAUGUGGAUAUUAUUGUUGAACCUGAAACGCUGUGUAAAAAUGCUGAAAUUCAUUGUCCAUAAUGUGUAGGCUUCUUGUUAUUAAUUAAAUUUAUUAAAAAAAUGAAAUAAACCCUCCCGUGAUACUUUGAAAAGUCAGAGAACCAUGAUUUUGACCAAGUUGUGGCGCACUCUUGGGCCUGGAAAGGUUGCACAAUGGGUGGCCACACACCUCCAGAGCAUCCUCCCUUGAUACUUCGAAAAGUCAGAGAACCAUAACUUCAACUGGGUUGCAGCGCUCUCUGUGGCCCAUAAGGUCUCACCGAGCUGGGCUGGAGCUCUGACAAAUGCCUCGGCAUUAGCCCUGGAGCCUCCUGCUAGCCAGCCUGUCACAUCGCCAGCUGGUUUCUGAAAUUGAUCGGUAGUUUAAAUAAAGUUUAAAAGGUGACGUAAAUUUUCACUUGCGCAGUACGGAUCGGGUAGGUAGCAAUAGUAACGACUAACUGCCGUAAAAUGCUGUGAAAUAUGAGGACAAGAAGUGACAUACGUUUGGCACAUGCACAGUACAAAUCAGGUUUCGGGGACAGAUCGGGUAGCAACAAGCACUGAAGGAAGAACUAACUAGAAUGCAUGCAGACUCUGUAUCUGUGGGUCACGUGACUGCAAAAUGUAAACAUGCACCUGACACUGCUGCCUUUACAGACAGCCCAGCAAGCACUUAAAGGUAACGCAAGAUAGUGAAAGAAACUGACUCUGCAACAUGCUUUCUGUAAUAUUUACUGUGUUGUGGAAAUUAAGGCCCAAAAGUGAGAUGGGUUUUCAUGUAUAUGUCACCUAUUUCAUACACUGAGGCUUUGGACUGAGGGGACUGCUAAUUGACGUUGUAACAUUGUGUGGAGUAGGGGCAACAAAAGCGGCAACAUAAAUGCUGUUAAAUACAGCGUGCAUUUAGAAAUACCAAAUUGCUCUUGUGCAUGCUGCACAUUUGGCAGGUCCACAGUUUGGCAGCACUCUGACAAGUCUGAUCCAGUGCCAACAGGGGGCACACGACCACAGACAGACCUGCUGACAAGUUGUGGAGCAGAGCGCUCUUUAAUACACUUUUGUGCCGGUCUCAUUGUGUGCAGCCAUGUGGAAUCAAUGCACAACAUAUUACAGCUGCCCUUUCUCUCCACUUAAUACUCUCCGGGGAAUUCCUGCCAAGCCUGCCGCACCGCUCAAGAGAUGAGAUUUGUUACCGUGUGUUCCCGACGUCCAAUUCUACCAGCCACAUAUAUCAAUUACCAAUUAGGCUUUAAGGGCUCGCUUAUUGGCCCAGUUAAUGACACAUUCUCUGUGGGAUUCUCCUCUCCUGUCAUAUCCAUCCCAUUGUGGCCGGUUUAGGCAGACACAGAGCUGGUGUUACUCAGCAUUUGGAUGGAGACACUUAUCUACUUAGCACUUGUAAAAAAGUCUCUCAGUAAUCCGUUUAGAAGUAGUUGGAGCACUUCUUUUAUUUCAGGGGGAUGCCUCGCUAAAAAUGGAGACCGAAGCCAACAGACGUCUCGGCUGAAGUGGUACACAGCUACAAAAGGAAGAGAAUACUAAUGUGUCGCCUGUCUCCUUAUUACCCCACUCUCAUUAAUUUGCAUAAUGUCGGGAGCUGCCCUCUGUUCAGAUAGUGUCACUGGCAUGACAGCUGGAUUAGUGCUUAUCAGAAAUGAUCACCGACCCGGAUACAAACACACACCAACACUCGCACACACUUACACAAACAGACUUUUCCCUGUCUUCCUCACCUCAGCCUGAAAUCUUGGCAGCAACACGGUCUCAUUUGUGAACCAGAUUGCAGCUUCAGCCUUGUGUGUGCUCCUCAAUUAGGGGGCUGUCACCUUUGAGCCCCGCACCUUUGUUAGUUCAAAACAAGAGGAGACGGCACGGCACGGCCGGCUUUGCAGAUGAUAAGGUUUGACGCAUUGAAUUGUCCACUUCCACAGCUCGGGCGAAAGCCUGUUUUCACACUUUAACUCAACAGCCCGUCUUUUUCGCUCUGCAUGUAGCUCUUCUGCGUGUUUGUGAUUCAAUUAGUUUGACAGGUGAGGGAGCAGUGCUUGUGACACCUGCUGAGACGUAGCACUUUAAUCUGGAGGGAGCUUGUUAGAGGGGAUUGCCACUUCCUUUUUAAGGAUUCAUGUUAUUGCUGUGAUUUAUGACAGUUCAGUCAACACAGCCUGUUUUCCUGUUAGCUGAAAACCGAAGGCCUAAACCUGGAAUUUGUCACUCUCACUGACUGGAGCAGAUUUCCGCACAUAGUCAGCUGUCCUUCGGGUCCAGAAGAACACGAACGACGAAAAAAUGGUUGUCUUUUCCCUUUAAUUAUGAUCUGGGACUCACACUUUUCUGUCAUGUGUUUAUGCUCUGCUGGCUAGUGGGCUCGUAGCUGCUUAAUGAUCAUAUGAACUAAUGUUGGCUCGGGUACAUGCUGUAGCUGCUGGCUGGGUUUCUAAUAGGUCCCAAUGUGGCUAUGAGACUUAAGUCCUACAGUAUCUAUUCUGCAAAGUUUGCCCUGUUCCCCAGACCUCUCUGAGACGUGAAGUAACAGUGCACUACAGCAGAAGUCACUACAAGUUUAUGUAUCAUACAUUAACUAGAAAUACUGGAAAGUAGAACCUGCACACAGUGCUUUGACAAAUACAGGCUGUCAAAAGUUCAGGCUGUCAGAAGCAUACUUCUCAGAAAGUUGUGUUAUACUGCACCGUCACUCCUUUCUCUGAGGUACCGGGGGUUUUCUUUCUGUUUGAGUCGAGUAAGAUGAGCCGUCAGUCUGAUUCAAGUCCCUCAUCCUGCUGGAUUCGUUUUGAUCUUCCGAUGGAAAUCAGAAAAAAAGGAGAUGCAAUUUUCAGACUGACUUUAGGUGACUUAUUACCUUAAAAUAGAGCAUUUCUGAAACUGUCGGCAGUGAGUGUGUCCAAAUUUUUGAUAUUUUGAUGCCAUUUCUUACCACAUUUUUGUUUAAUAGUAGAGAAAGCGCCAAUGCUCAUAAGGGAAAAAAAAACAUUUUUCCAACCAGAAACUGCCACAAGUGGAUGACAGGGAGAGCAAGUAAGCAGCAGUGGCUGAUAGAUGGGAAAAUAUGUUUAAGAGAAAGAAAAACAAAGCUUUGAUACUGAGUAAUAAGGGUGGGAACCACCAGUGGCCCCAUGAUACGAUUUUAUCAGCUACUUGGGCCGCGAUGGGAUAUUAUUGCAAUUUUUUUCAUUUUGCAAUGCAGUGAGUAUUGUGAAACAAUAUAUUGCGAUUUAUACAAUUUAGCUAAUGUAGCAUUUGUUUAGCUGAUUUAGCAUUUGUCUUUCCUUUACAUUUGUCCUACUUCCGCUGUAUUUUAUUUUCAUGUAGCACAUCUAGCAAACCUGACUUCUUAAUAGGACUAGUUGUUAAAUAUCCCUACUAUUCAGCACAUCAAUUGACCGUCAUUGGAGAUGUCCUCUACUCUUGAGUGGGGUGGGAAUUGGCAAUGAUCACGUGGUGCCACCAGCACGCCACAUCAUCAGUUGUUCGCCCCAACUUCAUUGGGUGUUUUGGCCACUUACAACAAGACACCCUCUGUCAGGGUUGGCCCACCACAGGAUGAUCAGCCCUGGGUGUGUGGUGCACGGUGGCACCAUGCAGUCACUUGGCUGCCCAUACUGCAUCUUUACGUUUCAGCCAUAGCCAGUGACUGCUCCGUUCUGCUGUUGUGGCAAGUUCUUUAAUUGCCUUCCGUUGGGCCUGCCCUCUGAUUCCUAAUUCCUUCAGGAGCCUUGUGGCAGACCUGGCUACAAAGCCUCUGCAGCCGACCUCCACUGGCCACGCCUUCACAUUCCAGCCCCGCCCCUCUGCUUCAGCUGCUAAGUUGGCAUAUCGCAGUCUCUUUCGCUCGAAUGCUUCAUCGAUGGCAUCUUCCCAUGGGACGGUCAGCUCAACGAUGAAGACACGCCGGCAGGAUUUGGACCAGAGGACCAGGUCUGGGCGCAGGUUGGUUGCUGCAAUUUCGGGUGGGAAGGUGAGCUUCUGGAUGAGGUCCACCCGCAUUUCCCAAUCCCGGGCUGCGUUCAGUGGAGCUGGAUCCGGAGGAGAUGACUUUGUCCCUCUUUUCUCUCCUUCCCGAACAAAGUUUGCUCUCCGUGGGCCUGUAGUCUGGGCGUUUAGAGGCAUGGCAUUGGUGGUUACCCUCCUGUUCUCAAUUUCGGCAGCCAAGCACUUCAACACCUGGUUGUGGCGCCAGGUGUAUCUUCCCUGGGUUAGGCUGGUCUUGCAGCACACCAAGAUGUGUUUGAGGGUAGCCGGGGCUGCACACUGGAGACAGGUUGGGUCCUCUCCAUACCAGACAUGCAGGUUGGUUGGAGAGGGCAGGACAUCAUAGGUGACUCUAAUGAUGAAGCUUAGCCUGUUGGACUCCAUGCUCCACAUAUCGCUCCACAUGAUUUUCUUCCUCUUGACGCCUUCCCACUUCAUCCAGUGGCCUUGCUGAGCUUGGGAGACUGCUGUGGCACACCUGGCUGCUUCCUCCUGGUGGCGCACUUCUUCUACCACCAUGCGGUGCCGUUCAGCUGGAGUCGCCUUUUGCCAUGUCGGUGUUGUUGCUUCCAACCCAAGGCCGCCUCUGCCGUGUUGGACAUGUCCCACUAUAUCCCGGUGUCUGAGAGCAGUCUUUGUCACCGCGACUGCUGCAGAUGGCUUCCAUUUCCUCCCCGUUGCUAAGGUUGGAGCAGUUCCUCUGACGAAUGGAUCCCGGGAUUCGGUGAGAGUCAUCUCCAGCCUUGAUUUAGCACAUUUGUACUCCUCCACCAGACUUGAGAUUGGUAGGGAUAGUGCUCCGUUGCCAUAUAAGCCUAUGCUGCUAAGGCAUCUCGGCAGUCCAAGCCACUUCCUCACUUGUGCGUUCACCAGUCUCUCCAGCCACUUGGCAUGGGAUAUAGUGACCUCAUAGAUGGAAAUUGGCCACAUGAGACGGGGCAGCAGCAUAUAUAUUUGUUGUACUAACUUUUUUUUAAUGAUUUUACUUCAUAUUAGAAAUUAAUUUGAAAAAUCAAUAUUUGAUAAAUGAGACAAUAUGAUAUAUCACCUGACAGAAUAUCACAAUACGAUGCUGUAUCGAUUUUUUCUCCCAUCCCUACUGAGCAAUGGGACAGUAUUUACUGAGUGUUUCCCUACAGCUGUGCUCUAAGGAACUUAUAGGCAUGUUUGCACUUAUGCACAAAUAUGCAAGAAGAUACCACACUCAGUUUUCUUCCAGCCUCUCCCUGACUAAUAUGUGUCUCUCUGCUCCGCCCUUUGUGACAGCUGCAACAUCACCGGCCUAUGUCAUCCACAGGUCGGGAAACACUCAGUUUUUUUAUCUGUUUUUCAAACAAUCAAAUGGCACAUUGGGGCACCAAUCUUGUGCGGUAUAGGGUGUAGAGUGUAAGUACAAAGGCACAGCACUGGCAGAGUUUCUUUCUGGUGCUGCUGUGGAGUUUCAAAGAGUGCUCUUGCCGCAGAUCCUCAAAAUCACACCUUCUCUGCAUGAAUAAUGACGGGUCACAGGUAAAACUUCAUUGGGCCACGGAUAUCUGAAGAAAAAUGUGAUCUUUGGUGCCUUUAUUAAUGUUAACGGUGUGGCAUAUCUUGGUAUGAGUCUGGCCCUGUGUGAGGGCUGGAAAUGAAAAAACGAAAGAGAAACAGCUGAAGUCUGCAGCGGUGUAAAACAGCCAAAUGAUUCAGAACAUACGUUUGCUGGACGCUGAUUCUGCAUUGUUUUUUGUGCGUUAGUUUAAAGAGGUGCAAUCAAGCCGGCUCUGUUAAUCAGCUGGAAACAUGCAAAGCCGAAACAGCAGCUAUUACCUUAGAGAUGACUAUGUCUGGUAUCUCCUCAGGUAAAGAAGAAGAUCCUGGAGGAGGAGAUUCACUGUCCGCCUGAGGCCUCUGUGCUGCUUGCCUCCUACGCCGUCCAUGCUAAGGUAAGUGCACCUUUAGGAGCUCAUCGUUUUUAUUAUAAGGCUAAAGAGGCUCAUGCAUCCAAAUAUUCAUCUGAAAGUCCUUUUUUUCCUGUCCUAACUGUUUGCAUAACCAAAGAAGGACCACGUUUGCAUCAGUUCUUUAAAUACAUGUUCAAGGACUUUCGCAUUUAUUACCACAGUAGUUUAAAAAAAGAGCAGUGCAGGCCUCUCAAAUUAAGGCGAUUUCAGUCAGGCUUUGAAGCCCAUCUUAGCAGAGACAACAGGGAAACAGACCUAGUUCAAUCUCCAGCUCAUUUUGUCGGAGAAUUUUAAACUGCUUUUCUGUUUCAUUGAGGAGUGCAGGGUCUUGCAUGAACUACCGCUUAUGUAAGUACCAGGAGCCCAAGUGCUUUGCAAGGAGCCUUUCAAGUAACAGCUCUGAAAUUCAGAUAAAGCAACUCUGCUAAAGCAGCGUCUCUGCAUCCCAGCAGGUCGCAGGUGGCAGAAAAUGUCAAAUAUAUACGGUGCUGGAAUCUCUUUAAUCAGCUGGGUGAUGGAGAGUGUUCAGUUGGGCCCCCUCAGGAUUACAACUGUGCUUUUUACCAAUAAUGAAAUGAUCGUUUCUCUGCUAACCACAAUGCACACAGGAACUUCUAAAGCUGUGUUUAACAAAGGAGGAGUAAGGGUCAUCGAGCGCAUGUUCAAAGAUGUACUCAGCAGGAGAGGUGUGAAUUCAUCCCACUGAGUUGAGAGCAAGUGGCUGCACCAGGAAGGUUGAUAUAAAUAUUAAAGGCUCUCUCACUCACAGAUCAGAGGGAAAUGGAGAUGAAAGUAAAACGAGUUAACACAGAAAACGGGCAGAAUAAAGAGUAACCCUACUCAUUUUAAGGGGCACAUCAGUUUCCCCUCUACUAAAGUUCCUGAACUUGAAACACAGAGUUCCUCAAAAAGGUCAAAGUUCCUAUGACAGGAUGAUAGUCAUCAAGUUGUAAUGCUGAACCUGGUCCAGACCACUUUGGCUGAGCAUAGUAGGUUUGCAUGGGGAUCCGUCCAGCAUCCAGGUGAGAAAGAUCGAGCUAUUUCACACUAAAAACUCUGACUUUAAAACCAUCAGGCCAGAUUUUCCCUUAAAUCUCGCUCUUUAUUUGCAGGUUGAUUUUGCAUUCACUCAGUGCUUUCAGUGCUACAUUCUGUGUGCUUUAUGUCACCCACGAAAUAAGAACGCAGUGACUCCCCCUACCAUGACAUCUUGUGCACUGGCUGAAAAAAGGACCAUAAUGCCCAUAUAGGCUGCAAAAAAAUAGCUUCCAUGGUUGAUUGUGCAUUAUACCACUCUGUUGUGGGCUUUUUAUGAGCUAAUAUAUUUGUGAAUAAUGUUCAGAUCUUCAGUUUUUAUCACAGAGUUUGUGUAAAACCCAAAUAAGAAAUGCAGUUAGGAGUGUCUCGAUGUAUCUGCCUGCAAAGUUUUGCAUAAAAAGGCACCACAGUGUAAAAGUUGUUAUUGAUUUACUGGUGGAGGAUCAGACAACAAGUUUACCUGACGUCAAUUGAAAUCUGUGCGCUGGAAAAAACACUCUUAAUAAACCUCGAGCGGUUGGAGUCGUUUUGGUUGAAGGCUUCCAUCUUUCUAAAAUCCACUUGUAAAAAAAAAAAAGACAAGCAGAAGAUGAGGUGCAGCUUUUUGACAGGCGGACAAUCUCUAGUGAGACCGGAGCUCUGCCUCAAAGGUUUGGCCAAGAGCCCUCAGAGACCUGCGUAUCCCAUGCCAAUUUAGCCGGCCUAGGUUUAAAGCGAGUGUGCAGAUGCAGAAAAACCUGCAAAUGAGCCCGAGACUUGUGCUCCCCGCUGUGAGCACCCUCGAUCUGGAAACGGCAGAAAAUAUGAGGCCACAAUCUGUUUUCAUUUAGGCAGCAGUCCACUUUGAUUAGAACCAGUGUGAGGAUGUUGGCAUUGUAAAGAGGAGAGUGUUACUUAUCAGUGCAGCUGCUGGGAGUCGUUCCUGCUCUUGUUUUUCUCAUCAUAACUCGUGACUUCACCACACAUUAAGCUUGAGUUUAUCACACAGUGGGACCUACUUUGCUAGCUUUGCUCAUCUUUAAAUGAUCCCUAUUAUGUUCAUUUUCACCUUUGAUUAUGUCAGUCUGGGACACCUGUAGAGUAGCUUUGCAUCAUCUGCAGCUUUAAAAAAACUCCUUAUUUAUCUAAACUGGUGUUGGUGAAAAACUGUAAUUUUAGCCUCCACUUGAAAUGCUUUAUUUUGGCUGCUUUUCCUGUGAUGAAAACGUACUUUUCACACAGCUUUGUUGCCAUGAAAUGACCCAGAAGUUAUGCCUUUACAGAUAUUGUCUGAGGCCAGCUGUCAAACGCCCGCUUAGCUUCCUAUUUGCAUACCUUAGCUGCUUUUGUAAUGUUACAGACAGCUUGCGGUUUUGAGCCUUCACCGAAGGUCUUUAUAGAUAUAUUGAUAGAUAGAUUUGAGAUAUAAACCCUUUCUUCCAUCAAUCAUCAUGGGAAACAUCAACUCUCUGUCCAACAAAAGCGAUGAGCUGGAGAUAUCGGUGAAGACUGAGAAAGCAUACCAUGAGUGCAGUCUCCUGUGUUUUACUGAAGCCUGGUUGAAUCAAAACAACUCCAGUGUUCUAGUGUGGCUCUACCUGACUUUACUCUAAAAUUAGACAGAGGUGCUCAAGCUCAUGGCAAGAAGAAAAGAGGAGGUCUGGCUUUAUUUGUCAACCCGAGAUGGUGCAAUCCUUCACACAUAACUGUCAAGGAGAAGUUGUGUUGUCCAGAUAUGGAACUGUUGACCAUAUUAUGUCCCAAGGGAGUUCAGUCAUAUCAUAACAAUACAAGGAAACAGCUGAAGUUCCUUGUGAUGUUCUCCAUGAUGCUGUUGCUAGGAUACAGACUCAACAUCCAGAGGCACUAAUAAUGAUACCAGGCGACUUCAACCCUGUCACCCUCUCCUCUCACCUGACUGGAUUUACACAGUUUGUUAACUGUCCUACCAGAAAAAAACAAAAAAACCCUGGAUCUGCUGUAUGCCAACGUCAAAGAAGCCUACAGAGCCACUGCCUUACCUCCACUGGACAGGUUAGAUCAUAACUUAGUUUAUCUGCAGUUUAUCUGAGAUUACAGACAAAUGAAUUUCUCUUUGGGGAUAAAUAAAGUUAUUAUAUUACUGUAUUGUAAAACAGUCCCAGGUUUCUGAAACAGUAAAGAGGCAAAUCCAGCUCAGACUUGCCUUUAUUUACAAAGAAGUCCUGAGACUGGAAAACCUGUCUCAGAUUACACUGCUUCCUUGUAUCUCAUUCUAUGGACCUUUGCUGCAGUUUAGCCUGCAGAUCUAAACUUGUAACAUCAUGUGUUUUUGUGUUAUGAAUUCACAGUUUGGACUCAGCAUAACCGGUCUCUUUUAAUCAUGAUAAUUGCAGUUUGAUAUUUGAAUAAAAGAAAAAUCUUACUCUGAGAUAUGUUUGUACAGAAAUACUUUGAAGCAUUUUUUUUUAAUUCAGUAAAUCACAGCGCUUCUGCUCAGGUACAGACAGAUAUCUGUGUUUUUCAUCUGUUUCAAGUCAGAGCCAAAAAAAUGACUUGAAACUCAUUACAGUCCCAGCGGGAAGCCAUCAUAGCAGUUAUUACUUUGAAUGAGAUACAGGAAGUGCUUAAAAAGUGUCAGAGUUUGGAGUAAUAAUCAAAGUUUUAAAACUGCUCUGACUGGCUUUUUUCAACUUCCAUCCAUGUUCAUAUCCAGGGAGGGGAUCCUUCCAUACACAUUAAGUCUCAGUCCAUCACAACUCUUACACAGUUUUUACAACUUAUGCUAAAAUAUAAUACAAUUAAAUCUUUUUUCAACUCACUUGUGGUUUGCACUAGUCUAAAGUUGUUUUCUUAUAUAACCUUAUCUCUCUAAUACAAUUAAAUCUCCUAGAUAAUUCACCUCAAGAGCAGAUCAUAGUCAUGUUUAUUGGUGUGUUUUUUCCUCUAUCUAAAGACAUUGCACCUGUUGGUCUGCGGAGGCUUUGGCGUCGAUUACUUUUAUUUUCUGAGUUGGUGCAGAGCUACAAAAAAGUGCCGGCAGGGAAUUUUUGGAAGCUGCCACACCUAACAGGCAUGAAUGGCACUGACAGACAAAAACUGCCUUCAACAAGCCCUUUACCUGAACAUUGCUUUUUAUUUACUUAAGUUUGAGUUUGUAGCUGAUUUUCUCCUCUCCACCUGACAGCCUGUUACACUGAUUUGAUGGUUUCUAAUCCAGGUAAACAGCCAAAAGCAAAACUGAGAGGUUUAAUCUGAAACAGAGUGUACGUAUUUUUGGAUAUUUAGCAGCAGUUCUGCCUUGGUAUGAUCUCAUCAGGGUCCCUGCAGGUCCUUGAAAAGUCUCAUAUUAGAUUUUAAAUAUUUAAGGUCCUUGAAAGUCUUUCUUUGGACAGAGACAGGUCCUGAAUUUUAGAUGAGGCAAUGUCUGAGACAAAUCUGGCUACUUUUUCAAAUUUAGAUUGUCAUGUUUGUUCGACAUAAACAAAGAAUGCAAUAUAGUAUAAGAGACAAAAAAACUAAGUGUUAGUUUAUGCAGGAUGGGGAGGUCAUAGGGUGCUGCAGAAAUCAGCUGACAUGCAACUGAUUGGAUUAUUGCCUCCAAUCAGCCUCAAACCAACAACAGUCCAUUCUCACAACAAGACACUGAUCCCCUCUACACUGAAUGCUGCUCACACUCUGCUGCUGCUGGUAAAGCUCUGCUCCAUCCAUCCCUCCAGGCUAAAAGCUUGUUUGUAGCCUUGCAAGGGAAAGCUGCAGCAGGCUGCUUGGCUAACCCAGUGGGUACUCUUAAACUGCCAAGCAUAACUGUAAACAUUUGGCAAUGAAUGAUUUAAGCCUGUGACGAGAUCGUAUCACAGAUACUAUGAGAUGACCGGCAAGAUGUGCUUAACAGCUGUUGAACAUGGGACAUAUGUGGAUUCGGCUGUGCAGAAAAGGUGUUCAUUUUUCUCUAUUUGCAUCUUAACAAGGUAUUUAAAGUCUUAGAUAUGAUUUUAAAAAGUGUGCAGCAGCUCUGGUUCAUUCUUCCUCUUACCUGACUGACCUGUCUAAUAGCCCUUCACAGCCAGGGCGGAAAAGCUGCUCCAUGAGGGUCAAUGAGACUCUGCAAUGAUAAGGGAAAGAGAAAGCCAAUACUUUACAUGUGAGACAGUUCAAAUGAAGCCAACAUUUUCAGCCAUGCACUCGCACAAGAAGAAUGUAAUUAUGUGGAUAAAUGUUCAUUAAGAUGGCAGAUUAACUUUCCUUUAGUUAGAGACUUACUUUCUUGUACACUAGUUUCAGUGCAAUGACUCCACACAGUCCACAGUAGAAACUCUCAAAUAGCGUGCUAUACCUCCAACUUUAUAAAACCAGCAUGAUAACAUUCUUAACACAUUCCAACAUGCAAAGCUUAGCUCUCCUUCAUGUGUUAGUAUGGCAUCUUUCACACGAACACUCAUACAAAAUGGUUUAUAAAGAAGAACAAAACAUCACGGACCAAAAGUUUAAGAAAAAAGAAAGCUCUGAAAAUCCAAAAAUUCACAGCAGAAAAAAAUAAUCAUUUAAAAUGGUUUAUUUUGGUCUCUGGACAAAACAGUCUGUGAUGACUUUGACUAGUAAACAUGAUAGCUGUGUUUUCAAACCAAAGUACUUAUUAUUUUGCCUUCACUGGUGUGUUGAACUAGUUUUACAGAUGGCUAACAGUUGCCCCAGUAAACACCCAAAAGCUUCUUGCUGUUUUGACAUUCAUUGAAACCAGUUCGAUGUUCUUAAACUGUAAAACACAAAAAUAGAUGCAUAUCACAACCAAAGCUGAAACUCUUAUUAACAUAAAUCACAUAAACAAUGUAAAUCUAGCAGCCAUAUAUGCCAAAUAUUUGUUAACGAUCGAUUCAGGCUAAGCUACAAGUGGAAAAGACACAGCGAUUAGCAUGAUGCUAAUUUACACUGAAAAACCCAAAAGGAUGCCAGCACUAAUGGCAUCUUGUGUUUAUUCCACUUUUCAGACAUUUUCAACAACUGACGGUGCUUCAUCUGAGAAUCUAACAUUAAGUAAAUCACCCUUAAACAGCCUAAUAACAUCUCACAGGAUGGUUUAUCACUGCAGAACUUUUGACAAAGCUCUGUGCAACUCACUAUGUAACUACCAUAAACUGUAUGGACGCUGUCUGCCUCCUGGCUGGGUGAAGCCACCCCAAGAACAGCACCCUCUGGUGACGGGCUGCAGUAUAGGUCAUAAAUCCCGCCUCCUCCAGCAAUCCCUAUGGAGCUGUGGACAAACUUUAGAAAUUUAUUACACAGAAUAUACAUUUUUCUCCCCCCUGCGUGUGAAGUUGACAUGUAGUUACUGUAAGACUGGUUUGUGCUCAAGUCCUCUUUUUUUCUGUACAGCUCCAUUUUAAAAAGUUAUUAGGGGCUCCAUGAUUUCUACUAUUCACACUUCAUACAGCCUAUGAGCAUACGAAGAUCACGUAGCUCACCUGGGGGAUACGCUGUUUGAGCAGAGCGUCAUCACAGCAACUCUCCCGCUGAAUGCGUACAAUGCUACUGUGCAAGUGGUGAAAAGCGUACAGCGCUACUGCGCCAGUAGUUCAAGGAAGUGGAGAAAAUCGUAGAAAUACAGAGAGCAAUACGGCUUCAAAUUCAUAUAGUGGCAGAAAGUGGAGCCAAGUUGUCCAUAGUCUAUUCAGUCCAUGGUAACUAUGGUAAGCCCAGUAGGACAAACCUCAAACUCAAAACUCCAACUGCAGGGCAGUACACUUCUUUUGCUUUAUUUUGACACCCAAACAUCAGAUAUUUUUGCUAUGGUGAAUGUUAAAAAGGUUCUCAUCAGGCAUGCAUUUCAUCCCUUAGUCUGACACUUUCAUCCAGUGUUGCCACCUCCUCAGUAAAGAAAGUUGCUAGUGGCUGUCGAAGAAGUUGCUAGAUGAUGACAUUGCCUAACUUCCAUAAUUUUUUAGUCAGAAUGAGAAUUAGAGGAUCACCAAAGAGGCAGGGAUAAGCCUUUGUCGAUAGUAUAGCUAUCCUUUGUUUCAUAGCCAUCAGUGGAAGUAUCGAGAAAAAGUUCAAUUUUCUUUUUGAGACUUCAAAGGUAAGAAACCUGUAUCUCUGGAUUGUUCUAUAAAUGGAUUUUCUCCAAAGUGACUGCACUGUGUGAGUCACACAUUUCCAAAAUGGGCUCCACUGAACAUAACACAUCCAUUAGACCGUGAUCACUGCUUUGCUGCUGGUGAUGAUAGUUAAGUGAAAACAUUGACACAUGGUCGACCCCAGAGGAUGGAUUGUUACUUUUAGUUUCAGUAGGUUGGAAAUAAUUGGAGAAAAGGUGCCACUGUCAAAAUGCCACCCUCACUGUUCCAUUAGCUGAAGCCCAGCUGUUUCCAUUAUAACUCCACAACUCUAUCUAUUAUCAAUUAUUUAGACGUUACAAACAAACAGGUGAGAAACUCAGCGAGUUGAAGCAGCAAAACUGGAGGGAAGGGAUCUAAUUAAAUGGCCCUCAGCGUCUUCACACUGUUAGCCACUUAGCCCAUGGCCCAGGCUUUCCAAUCUCUCUGCUGAGCUUAUUAAAUUCAAGUCUGUUAAGUGCUGUUUCCCAACUGGUGCGCACUAAAAUAAAGAAGUUCAUUAAACUUAUAAUAAAAGUAAGGAUACAUGACAAAACAACACAUUAAAAGACAAUAACUGACACCGUGAGGUGGAUAUGUGCCGUGUAAUAACACAAUGUGUUAUAAAUGCAGACAAAUGAAGGGAGUAUUAAGUGGGACAUAAUCAUCAGAUCUUUCAUAAUGGGAACAGAAUAUGCAUCCACAUUCAGGUUUUAGUCCCGACCAUUCAAGAGCACUUCAGAGCAGGUUUGUGUGCAUUUGGUUGACCAAAGAUUAAACACCAACACCCUUGCUGGCUAACACCACAGCUACUAGUCUAUUCAAUUGAUUAUUUGCUUUUUUCAUAACACAGAUCUAACAUCUUGAGCGCAUAUUGUGUCUAAGCUGUAGCUCCAGUGGGCAUCAACCUGCAAGGGGGAGGCAGAGGAUAACGCAAGAUAGUUUCAAAUCAUUGUAAUAAAAAAGAAAAAAGAUGUAAAGCUGGUUGGAGAGUAUACUUGGGUGGCUGAAAAUAUACUUGGGUGGAUUCCCCUGGUGUCAUCUAUGUGUGGGAAACACGAAAACGUUGAUCCUUUUUUUUUUUUCUUUAAGUAAAAGAAUUAAAAGACCAACUUCAAGCUUAAUUACACUUUGUAAUUUCAUGUUUAUAGACUAAAUGAUAUCGAACAUCAAGAUACCUGGUUUUGGUUCAGUCUCUUCCUUUGCUUGUUCUGAGCCCUGUGUUGUGUAUAUUUUUCUGCCUCUUUGGUUAACUGGCCAACUAAAAGUGAAACUUCGAGCAAGAUUGCAAAGGCACUUUAGCACCAUAUAGUUUUGAAUCUCUCUGAAAGCUCUGUUUUGUUGGUAGUUUUCUCUCUCAGACUGAUUCAAAUAGGGAAUGAGUCAUUUCAGCCUGCCUGUUUGCCACCCUGGUAAACCCAGAGAUCACAGAGGGAGAAAUCUGUAGAGAGAAGAGAUAAGACAACACUGUUGUGUAGCAGCCCCUUAAAGUGAAGGACAAACGGCUCCUCUGAAAUCCUCUUCAAACUUUUGUGUUGCCCUGAAACCUGGAAAAAUACAAAAACAAAUCUUAAUUUUAUGAAGAAGACAAAUAAUUAGAGUUUCUGAUCACAAAGUAGCUUUUUCUCUUUAAUUUCUGCAUAUCCCACAAUGAUCACUUCACACACACAACACUACACUACUAGAUCAUGAAUAAAUAAGAAAUGCUUACCUCAAUGUCAUGGUUGCGUUUGAAAAACAUGCACCAAACAUACAGAGAUGCACAGAUACAGGUAAAUAUCCAGGUUAACCCACUUACAUAAAUCUACUCUAUCCUACUUUUUUCUGCCACAUGUUUAAUUCAUAUCCUUCCUCCACAUCCACAGUAGCCCAAAGGAAUUUCCCGCUGCCACUUUGUCAUACCCGAUCCAUCCAUAUCUCCCCUGAAACAUGCAUGAUUUACAGUCAUUUGUAUCCCAUCCCUGUGACGAUAAGUGAUCAGUCUCUCAGAGAUGUCCCCUAAUAGCAUCAUUUAUACGGUCUCCCAACAACCGGGCCACUGGGUGUGCAGCACACCUUAAUGACCUGAUGGCUUACCGGCUCCAUUCAUUCUUGGAGACACCUUUUUUUUUUUUACAGGCGCUGUAGUUUUCCCAGGAGACGAAUAGUCUGGCCUGUUAUUGGAGGAAGGUGGAAAGAGACCAUUAGUUUGGAGGGAUUUUAAUCCUUGUGGCACUUUGGCUCUAUUUUACAGUAUGGAGACUACGACCCAAACAUACACAAACCUGGUUUCUUGGCUGAGGAGGAACUGCUGCCAAAGAGGGUGAGUGACACCUCUCCUUACCUGCUGUUGUUCACAUUACAUAUUUAUCCACUUAUAUAGGCCAGUCCCUGCAUUAUUACACGUACACGUACAUGUGUGUAUGACACCUGUCUCUCCUUAUUCCAGGUGAUUAAUUUGUACCAGAUGACUGCAGAAAUGUGGGAGGAGAGGAUCACUGCCUGCUAUGCAGAGCACAGGGGCAGGACAAGGUAAACGCUGCAAUGUAUCACACUCAAGUUUCACAUUCAUCAGCGAAAUUUUAAUGUCAAGUUCAUUUAGGAUGUGCUUCAAACUCAGUUCAACAAGAAGUAUUUAAAGUCCAUCAUGGCAACGAGAUGAAGGAAGAGUCACAUAAAGUUGUCCUCAUCAGGAAGUUAGUGGAGUUUUUUAUAUCUGCUGUCGGUAAAGUCAAUGUGCUGCUAACAAAAGCACAAUUAAUGUAGCUGCUUUUGAAGAGAGGUGUUUAAAAUCACAGAGCAAAAAAAGCUAUUAAAAUGACGCACUGAUGGAAUCACUUUCACAAAUCAAAAAGGAGAACAAUAAUGAAAACCAGUCACUCUGUUGGUGCACUUUGCUCCUCUGCUAUUCGGCACCGAGAUGAAAAUGGAUGGUGAGCCAGUGUUUGGGUUGUUGAGUGUCUUAAAAACUUCUGUGGGUGUGGAGUUGUGGACCGGAAAGUGAGUUACACUGCAGCACUUUGAAAAGUGAACAUUGAGUCACUGCUGCUGAUCAAUAACCCCUUCAACCCCAGCAGAGAGAGGGAAGUUGGUGGUCCGCAGACCUUUGGCGUUUUAGCUGUUUAGUAAGCAGUGCAGCAUGGACAGGGCAGAGAGGAAAGAUCACAGGCCUGGUGGGGGAGCGAGGGCCGGGUUUUGAUAAAGUUCUUUGUUUCGGGUGUCAGUGGAAUAUCCAAAUUUUUGGGACCAAUUACAAGACAAACUUGUUGGUCGUGCACUGAAUGCUUCAAAACUAGAGAUGUCCACAUCAGCCUGGGCUUACUUUUCUGUUGAGUGUGAAGUAUCAGUGAGCUAUGCCGGCUGUUUGUGGUUAUUUAUCAAAGAACAACAUUCAGAAAAGACAAUUUAACUUUAAAAUACUCUAAGUCACUUUCUCUGAGCAUGCUGCUGAGGGUGAUCAACUGCAGGUGCAUAAUCUGUCUCCCAGUUUAUCAAAAUCUAGAUUCUGAGACACAAAAGAUAUUUUUUUUAGGACUGUCACUUUCUGAUCCACACUCAAGUAUUUGUUCAAACUUAGGGGCAAAAGUAUAAAACUGAAGUGAGCCGUUUAAAUCCAAAGCUCAUCAGGCUGCAGAGCGAGCUUCCAUCGUAACCUGACCAUUGCAUGGCACUCUUGACCUAAGUGAAUGGAUACAGUGAUGAUAUUACACCAAAAAUGGACCCUCACAAAACAUUGUUUUGUCAUGCUGUUCUUUUUUGCACUUGCUUUUAGGUCACUUUAUUUCCUGCAUUGUAAAGCUAUACUUUUAUUUUGAGGUGUACUACGAUCACUCCCGAGAGACAAAAUAAAAACAAUAACAGAACGGUUAGAAAGUAUUCAUGUAUAAUUGAUAAGAAACCAGAGGAAGCACAAGCUCUAUGGUCGUGUUUGGAUCAUAGACUGUAUAUAGAAUGGACGCUGUCUGCCUCCUCACUGGGUGAAGCCACAGCAAGAACAGCACCCUCUGGCGACGGGCUGCAGUAUAGGUCAUAAAUCCCAACUCCACCAGCAAUCCCUAUGGAGCUGUGGACAAACUAUUUGAAUUAAUUACAGAAUAUGAUUUUUUUUACCCUCUGGUUGUGAUGUUGACAUGUAGUUAUUGUAAGACUGGUUUCAUCUCAGCAACUCUCCGGCCAAAUGCGUACAACGCUACUGUGUAAGUGGUGGUUCCAGGAAGUGGAGAAAAUCCAGGAAAUACAGACAGCAAUUCAGCAUCAUAUAAUGAUGGGAGGCGAAAUCAAGUUGUUCAUAGUAUAUACAGUCUAUGGUUAGGAUUCAUAUAAAUGUUCAAAUGUCAGUUUUUAAAAAUGCUGAAUAAUUUCUUAAAGAUGUGCUACAGCUAGCUCGCUAGCAGCUAAUGCUUCGUUUUUGUCUCUCUUCCAUAUUAUGGUAAGGUAUGAACACAAGCGUAAAUGACACCAUGAUAUUACAGUGUGCGCAUUUUUUGGCAGAAAAUAAUUAUUUUUUUCUUCAAGACAGUUAUAAUCAAUAUAUUAUUGAUAUAUUACAUAUUGCUACAGCCCUACAGGUCACAGCAUGAAAAAAAAACGUGAUUAUAUAGUUGGCUUGUGGAAGUAAGAGAUAAAAAUGUUCUCUUUUGAUGGAAAUUAACUCUGCAGAGAGACUGAGGAGGUUAAUUUAUUCAGGAUCCUAAUAUAGUUGAAUACAUCCUGGUCAUAAACUACACCAGGAUGUCACUGUAUCAUAAUCACUUUGUCUUCUUUCCAGACGUAUGUGGUUACACAAAACACAUCUCUCUCUAAAUAUAGAGACGAGCAUCAUGUUGGAAAUGCAUCUAGGACUGAAACUGUUCUGUAUCCAUGCAUUGCAAAUCUAAACCAGGUCAGAGAAUAUAAAAAUAUACAGAGGAUAUUAAAGAUUGUAGAAAGUGGAAAAGGUCUGAAAGAGCUAGAAAUCAGAUUUUUUUUAGGGGAGCUGAUAGUCAGUGUAAACUAAAACAGGUUUAUCUUGUAUUUUGUUGCCUAACUUUGCUAAACUAAUCCAGACAUUAACUUGAGGAGAAGAAACUUCCACAACGGCCUCGCCAUGUGCAUCAGCAUGUUCGACUAAUUUCUAACACUUCCUCAGCGUUCGUCGAGCAUUUGCAUUUAAAUUUCCCCCGACUCUCUCUCUCUCCAGUCAGACUGUGACUAGUCCAACCUAGUUAAGAUUUGUUGUCUUGGCGCAACGCUCUCCUUCAUGUUCAAACUUUAAUGAAGCUUAAAUCAUCAAUUUCUCAACCAGCACAGUGUUCAAAGUUUAUAUGCAGAAUUACGCCAUGACUCCCUGUCAGCUCUUAAAGUAUGCUAAGGUUCACCUCUAUAGAUUUGCCAAACAAGCUGCAGAAAUAGAAACAGAAGAGUUUGCUGCAUUUUGUUCCCUCCGUCUCAGUGUUUUAGAGUCUUGGGGGCAUCAGAAUAAGUCUUCCUCUCCAUCAAGCAUGACCUCUUAAGCCUGUUAGCGAAUCAUGGUUGCAUUUUGUGACAGCGCCACGCUUGUGUUUUCCCCCUCGCAGGAGCUACAUGGCAGAGUUUUUAUAGAUCACACAACAUGACAGAUGCUAAACACAAAGGCUGAGAAAACACGGUCUGAUCCCUUUUUCUUCCACUCCCCCCUCCCUCUCUUCUCCAUCCCCCUGGAUCCCUCUAAAUCCCCUCCUCCUCCUUUCUCUGUCUGUCUUUGAACCAGGGAUGAAGCUGAGAUGGAGUAUUUAAAAAUAGCUCAGGACCUGGACAUGUAUGGCGUCAAUUACUUUUUGAUCAGGGUGAGCCAACGCUGCUUUGCUCUAUCUUUACAUAGUGAGACAUGAAGAGGUGUGUCAGUUUCAAGGUGGUGUUAUGAAGUGAAGGUGGGCGCUGCAGUCUGACUUUGCUACUUUAAAUAAGCAGAAGAAAUGCCUUUUAUUCCUCAAUGUAUCUUUUCCAUGUGAGUCAUAAUGAAACAAACAUGGCUUAAUUAAUGGAAACCUGGUCAAGGUGGCUCUGGCCUUCUUGAAUUCAUUCUGUGAAAGGCCGAGACAUUUUAAAAUACCACCAGACUGCAUCUGCACCACAACUCACUCAGCUCUGCCCAGCUUUUACAAACAGUUUUGGCACACAGAGCCGCCAUAAUUCCAGAGUCAGAGCAAAUACAAAUAAACAUCAGCAUGUUUAGUGUUCAAAUAGUCUUCUCAAGCAGAGGUGUAGGAGAGAAGGUUUGUUUACUCUGCUGAUGUGCUUCAGAACAAAAAGGGAACUGAUCUCCUUCUGGGGGUGGACGCUCUGGGUCUGCACAUCUAUGAGCCGGACAACAGGCUGACACCCAAGUGCUCCUUCCCUUGGAACGAGAUCCGCAACAUCUCCUACAGCGACAAAGAGGUGAGGUCUGCUUUGCAAUGUGGUUUGGAGGGUAGCACCUAGUGAUGCCAGUAACGCUUCACUUAGUAACGUGCUACUCUAAUAAGUCCACUUUUUCAGUAACGAGUAAUCUACUGCGUUGUUUCCAAACCAGUAAUUAGAUUUAAGUUACAUGUCCAAGUCACUGUGUGUGUUGCUUUUUUUCUCAUUUUCCUUAAAAAAAAAAGAAAGAUUUCGUUCUCAAGCUGGAAAUACAGCCACUAUUUUAAAGACUGUAUUUGCUUUAUAUUUUAUUAAGAAAAAAUGUGUUUCUGAUUUGUCAGUCAAGAAAGACUGUCUUUAUUUAAAAAAAAAAUAAAAAAAUUGUCAUUCCUCUUAAAAUUACACUUCCAAUAAAUUGAGUGUUGGAAGAAAAUAAUAGUCAUUUAUCUGUUGAGGCUGCUGAAUAUAACUUAAAAAGUAACUUGUUAUCUAACUUAGUUACUUUUAAUAAUGAGUAAAGUAACUAAGUUACUUUUUAAAGGAGUAAUCCAUGAUCAGUAAUCAAAUUACUUUUUAAAAGUAACUGUGGCAACACUGGCAGCACUUUUGACUGUCUGACACACUGAUAUUCUUGUUUCUUCUGUUUUCAGUUUACCAUCAAACCUCUGGACAAGAAAACCAACGUGUUCAAGUUCAACUCUUCACAGCUCAGGGUCAACAAACUUGUGAGUUGUGCUAAGAUGGCAGAAGUGUGAAUGUGAGAAUAUAAGCUAUAUAAACUAAUCUGAGUGAAGAUGGAGAGAUGGCGAGUCAGUGCGGUAUCUUGUUGGUUCCUCUGAUGCAGAUCCUCCAGCUGUGCAUCGGGAACCAUGACCUGUUCAUGCGCAGGCGGCGGGUGGACUCGCUGGAAGUCCAGCAGAUGAAAGCUCAGGCCAGAGAGGAGCGAGCCCGAAAACAGGUGCUGAGAGUUUUGACAACUGCAUGUUUGUUGUAUCAGUGGGUCAAAUUUCAAUCCUAGUGGAGAAGUUUCAGAUGAUAAUGAUAAUUUUAAAACGUUUAAAAAUCAUCUUGAAAAUAAGUCUGAGAUAUUUUGUUGCUUCAUAAAGUUUUCAUGAGUUUCUGUUGUAGUUUUAACAGUCCCCCACAUUAUGCUGCACACCUAAACUGUAUAAUUGACUUUACUUCAAAAGCACUUCUAUUGUUGGUCUUCCUCAUUCACCUGUUUUGGUUCCAGUUUAUCCUUGUCCUGUUGUGUUUUCUUCCGUAUGUAAUCUUUUGUUUCAUUGUGUCUGUGUUAGUCCGUAUUUCAAUAGUUUUUUUUUCCCCACCAUAUCCUCUCUCCUCUGUUCUCACUCUGCCUGUCUGUCCUUGUCAUUCAGGUGGAGAGGCAGCAUCUGCAGAGGGAGAAGCAGCUGAGAGAGGAGGCCGAGAGAGCCAGAGACGAGCUGGAGAGGAGGCUGAUUCAGCUGCAGGAUGAGGCUCACAUGGCCAACGAGGCUCUGGUAAGAUUCAGAUGGGACUCUGUCUUGUCAGCUGUGUCAUGGACGCCAAGUUUGUAAACAGAUAAAUAGAUUUUUGUAAUGAAGCUCCCAAUCAGGGCUUUAGCUUGUCAUUUAUCCCUCUGUCAUCAAGAAGCAGUUUUUCACUUUCUUUGUUCUGUUUUCUAAUAACGCUCUCUUUCCUCCUCCCCAGCUGCGUUCAGAGCAGACGGCAGACCUGCUGGCUGAAAAGGCCCAGAUCGCGGAGGAGGAGGCCAAGCUGCUGGCCCAGAAAGCUGCUGAGGCUGAGACGGAGAUGCAGCGCAUCAAAGUGACUGCCAUCCGCGGCCAGGAGGAGCGGCGGCUCAUGGAGCAGAAGAUGCUGGAGGCUGAGAUGCUGGCCCUCAAGAUGGCUGAGGAAUCAGAAAGAAGGUGGGGAGAGGAGGAGGAGGGAGGCUAACAUGAAUGAAUGUGGAGUGUGCAGCCAGCAGUGCUGCAGUGAUUCUGAUUCUGAUCAGGCUUUGACCGCAGUGUGGUUUUGUUUCCGGAAAGACUGCCUCUCACAUACCAAACUUUACUCUUUAUCCGCCUCACACCCUCCUCUGAAUUCAGAUGCUUAGAUCAGUUAUUCUCGUGUCCAUCUUACUUUCCAUGAGCAAAUAUCUCCAAGUAAGGAAGCUUUCUUACACAAGCAUGCUCCUGAAUAACCUCCACUCAUGAGCCUCUCCACUGUUUUCAGAGUUACUUUAUUGUUUAAUGUCGAGGCGCACAAACACAUUGCUGCACUUCAGUCAGUCGAUAUGCCCCGAGCUCACAGCCAGGUAACUCUGCUGCAUAUGAAUGACAUGAUCAAAGAACGAGAGCUUCUUACCUGUUUAAAAUCAUUUAAUUUUAAAGUCUUUGUUCUCGCGCUGCAGCUCAAGUGCAGGCAAUCAUGCAGCGCUUCCCACCGGCACAAAAGAGAGGAAUCUUCUGUUCAGCGGGCGUCCUCUUUGCUUUCAGACACAGCGGUUUAAUUUGUGCUAGUUAAUUGUUCACAGUAGUAUUGAUUGGUGCGGGGAAUUCCUGUCAAACCUUCAUUGUCGCUGCUUAUUGACGCAUCACAGUGCUGAAACUGAUCUCUACUUUUAAAAGAUAUUUUAGGGAGCUUUCACACCUAAGUCGUUUGGUCUGGACUUUCAGACUUUAGUCUGAACCAAAAUGAUUGGUGUGAAACCUGACAGGUCCGAAACAAACAGCCAGACCUUGGUCCGACCUAAAGAGGUGGUCUCCAGCGGGAUUAAACUGAACCACGAUCUGGUUCAUGCCCAGUGUGAAUGCAUCAUUUUAAAAGUUUCGGACCUAUGUACCAAAGACAGGAAAUUAUGACAUGACUGCCAGAAAAAUAAAAUCCAUAACCAAAACAAAAUGAGCCGGGGAAGCACAUGGGGGGAAGAAGAGACCAAAUAUCUCAUAGAUAUAUGGUCAGAUGAUUUUAUUCGGGGCCAACUGAAAAAAAAAAACACAAAAAUACAGAAACUUUCCAACUGUUUUCUGAGAGGAUGAAAGAGAGAGGGUGCGAGAGGACUGGAGAACAGUGUCACCUAGAGAUAAAGAAACUGCAGCAGCAGUACACAAAAGUGCGUGAUGCACUGCGAAAAAGCGGUGCUUCUGCAGUUAAAAGGACAAGUUUCCCAGAGACACACAAAAAACGUAGUUGAUUAGGAUAUCACGCAGGUUCGUCAUGUUAAGUCUGUUAGUCCAUUUGCAGUAAUGACAGUGUGAAACCUAAACAGACCCAACCAAAUGUAAACAACAGAACAAAAACACGGACCUUGGUUCCGACCUUGGUCCAGACUUUCAGGUGUGAAAACGCUUGUCAUUCUCUGAUAACAGAAAAAAUUCUAGAAGACUGUUUGAAAAAGUCUUAUUUUCUUUUUCCGUUAGAUGGCACUUUGACUGAAAUAUGUCUGAGUAUUUCAUCAAAUCUACGUCACCUCCCUGCUUUAUUCUGAUGCCUCAAACGUGAUGUUCAUUAUGCUCCUGGUGUGUAUUGUAAGCCUUUGAUUUGAUGGUGAUCAUAAGCGUUGUUUGCUCUCAUCAUAUCAGGACUAAUCGUGUUAGAAAGUGACAUUUACAAAUGUGCAUCUACAACAAGUCAGGUUCGAUUACCUGCUGCCUGAGCUAACCGCUACCUGAAACACCUCAUGACAGAGGAACAGGCUGUGACAGAAUAAAUGACGAUCUCAGUGCAUCUUUAUUACAUGGAGGAAUCCACAAGCUACCUGGCAAUAUGUAAAUAAAUAAAUAAAUAAAUGAGUCACAUUGUGUUAAUUGUUGUUUAAUUAAAAUGCACUUCAGCCUCAUUACUGUAAAUGCAAUAAUGAAAUGAUAGAGAGGCUGAUGCAUUAAAGAUUAUAUUUAAAUGAUGAAUCAACGUGAUAAAUAUCCCCCAGUGGGCCGUUCUGCAUAUGAACUGAUUUUUUUCCUGCUGUUUAAAAUGAAGAAUGCUAAUGAGAGGAGCUCCCCUGCAGUUUGAUCUAAAUGUUAAAAUUUUUCACUCACGUUUUCUUUUCAGGUGACUUGCACAAGACUUGUAAAAGAGAAUUUAUAAUUUGAUCUUGAUAUUCACCCCCAAUGGCAGUUUUAUGCCACAUCUGUGAAAGUUUCUGUUAUCAAACAUAAAAAAACUGUGUGAAUUUUCUUUGUUUUGGUCUUUAAAGGUCUUAAAAAGUUUUUAUUGGAUGAUCAAAAGUGUGAAGACGCCCUCUGGAGUGAUUGAAAUUUACAACUUUGAACAUCUGCCUGUUUUAUUUCUUCAGAGGUCAGAUGGAGGAGCAGAUGGCCACUUGAUGGCUGAUCUUUGAUAAGCGCUCUGAACAGAAUGAUAGAUGCCAAUUUAUCAUAGCAGGGAACCAAGAAGCCAUUUGCACAACACAACAGAAUACAUAGAUACUAAAAAUAUCACUUCACAGCCUCUCCAUCACAAUUUAUAAGCCAAUCAUUUGAAAUGGGUACCAUUAACCACUUGCCUGUAACAGCAAUUUCUGGAUGAGUACUUUCUGCAGCAGAGGAAUUUAAACCGGCACCACUCAACAUGUAAAUGACUACGUCCACUCAAACCCUCGAGGCACACGGCACCCCCACAUAAACCAAAUGUAAUCACCUGCAUAUAACAUUCGCACAUCUCUACGUGCAAACUGGAUGGAGUCAGAGAUGAUUAUCUGCAGGAGGGAUGCAUUGAUCACCUGGGUAAUAAAGCGACCACCUUGUUUCAUGAAGCUCCAGAGUACAGAUUAUGUGCAGAUGAUUUUGGAUUCAAUUUAGCUAGUUAUGUUUCCCCCUGAAGGACUGGGAGGUGAGUUAAAGUCUGAACCGCAUCUGUCUGUGUGUGUUUGUCCCUCAGGGCCAAGGAGGCCGAGCAGCUGAAACAAGACCUGCAGGAAGCCAGGGAGUCAGAGCGGAGGGCGAAACACAAGCUGCUGGAGAUUACAACCAGGGCUGUCUAUUCGGUAACAGACCCAAAAUAUGAACACACAACUGACUGUACUAAUGAUUAAGUCAAAUGUGACAGGAGGUGAUACAACAGUAGGUGAUUGUAAAAUUUACAAAUUGACUUAAUUGUAGAUCAUUUAUCUAGAUAGUUGGCCAAAUGAUGCAAAUGAACAGAGCCAGGAUACCUCACUUUUAAUCAAUUAUUAGGUCUGCCUAAAAUCUGAAAAAAGCCUAAACUUGAAUAUUAGGAGUAUUAUUGUACAACCAACACUCUGGUAAUAAUUGGAAUUUCUCCUGCAGUAUCAAUCUUCACUCGAAAGGCAAAAAAACCCCAAAAUAAUCAAACGACAGAAUUCAUGUGUCCUCUGAUGUGGGGUACCUAUAUUUUGACGUGUGCCAAACAUGCUCGUGCUAUCGUAACCAGGUCUCUAGGUGAUAUUUAAAUGAGUUCUCUGGGUCAAUGUAUAAGAAAUCAUUAAAGGGAUAUUCUGGCGUAAAUUUAAGUGAGGGUCAAACAUACCGUAACACCAAGUUAGACACCCGCUUGAGAAAUUAGUGUUGCAGACUGCUUGCUUCUUUAGUUAUACUAACUUAAGUAAUGACCGCACGAUAGCAGUACACAGUGGUCUCGAUGCGCAAACCUCAACCAAAAAGCCACUCUAUAGCCACAAAUAAUUCUCAGAACAGCACCUAAUGCUGUGUUCCAGUUAACUCGGAAGUCGGAUAUCGGAGCUGGGAACGACGUUACACCCGAGUUGACGGCGUUCCAGUUAAAAAGUCAGAAAACCAAUAUGGACGCCUACAGUUAGCCUUUGUUAGCUGUCGUUUACAAUUGUCAGCGGUCAUUAACUGUUGUCAGCUGUUGUUAGUUGAUGAUUGAUUACAAACACUAUAGCACCGUGUUCACAGUUAGACUUUGGGCAGUACAACAUAUACCACCAAUUUAAUUUCACAAAAACGAAAGAGAAUUGCGAAUAAAUAAUACAUUAGGAGAGCAUUCACUGUUACUCUUUACUGUUGAUGCACUGCGCUGCCAUUUUGGAUUAUGACGUGGUCAUCAAGUUGGGGUCUGUGAGGAUUGUCCAACUUUUAGAGUUGGAAAUCGGACUUCAGGGGUGCAUUUCAGAUGAAUUCCUGAUUUGGAGCUCAGGUAUUCUGACUUCCAGGUACAACUGGAACGCAGCAUAGCUUCACCAACAGUACAUAUAGGAUCCCAGCCAUAGUACUAGCCAUCAAACUUCUUUAUAGCUUUGCCUGGUUUCUUUAGCAAAGAGACUAAACACAACUCACCCACUCUUCUUCAGCAGCUGCUUGUUUGUGGGAGAACCCUGACGAGUCGAUCACCGAGUGCAGCAGAGUUUUGCAGCUCAAGGAAGAAUUUCAUUUAUGAUUAUUACUUCAUGGAAAUGCAAUUAGACAAAGACGCUAAGGCGGAAGAACUACCGUGUCUGCAGUGCAAAAUGAUUAUUAUAAUGAUAAUAACUUCAUGGAAAUGAUCCGCUGCAGGGCUCCCCCACAAAAAGCAGCAGCUGGAGGAGAGUGGGUCUCUUCGCUAAAGAAAUCAGUCAGAGCUAAAAAGAUGUUUGAUGGCUAGUACUGUGGCUAGGACCCUAUAUGUACUGUUGAUGAAGUUAGAUGCUGUUCUGAGUAUUAUUUGUGGCUACAGAGAGGCGUUUUGGUUGAGGUUUUGCGGGUGAAGACGUAGACCGCUGUGUAUUGCUAUAAUGCGGUUGUUGAUAAAGUUGGUAUAACUAGAGAAGCCAACAUUUAUCUCUUGAAGGGGUGUCUAACUCAGUGUUAUGGUAUGUUUGACCAUAACGCAAAUUUUUGAUGGAAUAUCCCUUUAAGAUAACAUAAUGUCAUAGCAACACAAACAACAAAUAAUACUGCAGUACAUACAAAUAAUGCGCCCCCAUCAUCUCAUGCAGAAAAAUAUAUCCCAGAAAUGUAUUGUGCAUCAUCUGCAACUGUGCAACUGAGGAAAUAACUGUGUCCACAGAAAACAGACGUGCACAAACACACACACUUUCAUGCUGCCCUGCAGAGCCACACUGAACUGAAGAUACUUGCAUAAGAACAGGCAGCCAGCACAUAAGGCAGCCUACGCAAAUACUCCCAACAUGCUAAAAGCCUACACACUACACAUUCAUCUGCUGACACACACAUGCACGCACGCACGCACGCACACACACACACACAAAUAUCCAUAUUGGGAUUCUGGAUAUAGAUAGAGUGUGCUUGUAAAUGAAGAGCCUAAACACACGCUGCUGCUGCUCUAACAUACAGAAGAAAUUGCUGCCACUGCCAGGACUCCAUACAUACAGUUAUCAGCUCAUAAAUAAGACAACUACACAUUUAUAUAGAAACAUACACAAGUAGACAACAUUUCCAUUUCCCAUUAUCUCCAGCAUUGCCCUUCACGCUCUUCAAGACGGUACCCACUCUGUGGUCCAGACCUACAUGCCAACCAGUAGAUUUACAUUUAUAUUGUGUAUUAGGUCCACCUCUUAUUCUGCAGACUCCUGCAGUGGCAUGUGGUUGAUGCAGUCCACACGUGUGGUCAGGAUCUAAAAGCAUUUAUUCCUGUGUUCAUGGUCUGUUUCCAUCAAAGUGGUCACACUCUCCCCCCUUUCUCUUCCCUCUCUGUAUUGAGUCCUACCUGCAGAAAUCUUUUUCAUGCAGUCCUCGUCUUUUCCUUAUACAUUAAUGUCACCUUUUUUUCAGCUUCUCCAUCUUAUACAUUUAUUUAAAUCUUUCCAUCUUCUCCCAUCACUUAGUCUGCAGUGCUUCCUUUCCUGUCCUCUCAUCUCUCCUUCUAUCUCUCCUCCUAGUCUCCUGGACUGCCACCUGACAGCAUGCCUCCGGACCUGAGCUUCAGCAGGGAGAACCUCAGCUUUGACUUUAAAGAUACGGACAUGAAACGCCUCUCCAUGGAGAUUGAGAAGGAGAAGUGAGUGUCUGGCCCCCUUCUGCUGAUGCUGUCUGAUAUCCUGAGCCUCAAACCAUCUCCACGUCAGCCUCUCUGGUUAUGCAGUUUGGUGAUUCGACCAACGAAAGGAUCAAAUAAAGCAUAGUUAUAUUUGAUCAUAAUUUUAAAUGCAUAGGCAGCUCUUGGACUAUCAGCAUCAUGUUUUAAUAUGCAGGACUUCAGAAGAGUAGUUGACCCUGAGCAUUAGCUGUCAUUGAUGUCCAGUGAUUUCCCUCCUUAGUCCCCGGGUCAGUGACAGUAAAAACUAACUGGAGAUGAAUACAUUACCAGGAUCUAGGUGGUCACAUUUGAGGAAAUAAUGUCUUGGAAAUAAUGCAGAAGAUUUUUAAGAUGGGCUCAAGAUUUUGAAAGAUGAACUGAGGAAAUUAUUGAGAUUUUUAUAAAACCAUUUGGGUUUUUUAAGGCACCUAAAUGAAUAUUUAGUAGUUAAAUUCUCUCCAAAGGUUUGGCACAGUUAAUCAAAAUGUUACUUCAUUGGUUCUUUAAGGUAAAAACUUGUUGAAAGUCAGAUGAUCCAGAUGCCUCCACAUUGCAUCCAAGUUAUAGACUGUAUAUAGAAUGGACGCCAUCUGCCUCCCCGCUGGGUGAAGCCUCUCUGAGAACAGCACCCUCUGUUGAUGGGCUGCAGUAUAGGUCAUAAAUCCCGCCUCCUCCAGCAAUCCUUAUGGAGCUGUGGACAAAUUUUAGAAAUUCAUCACACAGAAUAUAAAUUUUUCUCCCCCCUGCUUGUGAUGUUGACAUGUAGUUACUGUACGUCUGGUUUGUGCUCAAGUCCUCUUUUUUUCUGUACAGCUCCAUUUUUAAAAGUUAUUAGGGAGUUCAUGUUUUCUAUUAUUGACACUCUGCUUUGAUUCAUAUAAUGAAGGUGGAACCAAGUUUUAUAUACAGUAGUAUAUACAGUCUAUGAUCCAGUGUCUUUACAAUCCAAGUGCAAACAUAUUAUAUCCAUGAAGCAUACAAAAUAUACAAAUAUACAAAAGUCUCCAGUUCUUAUUAAAUUUUUCUGUAAACGUAAGAACUGGACUGUGGGUAAACCUGGCACACCUUUAUUGUUGUCAUUGGCACGCACAAAAAAACGGCAUUGAAAAGAAAAAAAAAUAGUUUCAACAACUGUUUUGCAAAUUCAUGUCUAUGUAGAGCUGCUUCAGCAAUCACAGUCUUGCUCUGAAAAUCAGCAGAUGGUAAAACUGUGAGUUGAUAGUAGUGGUCUUUUAUGCUGGUUGCAGCAGCUGCUGGUGAGCUAGCUGUAGCAUCCCUUUGAGAGAUGAGUGAACACUUUUAAAAACUAACAUUUAAAGGUUUAUUGUGAAUUAAACAUUUGUACUUUCUAAUGCUUCUUGAAACUCUUUUCAUUCAGCGUUGUAACUGUUGAUCUACCAGAAGUAGCAGCCUUCAGAAUAAAAGCAUGGUUUUUUGAUGUUGAAAUAAAGCAGGACAGCCGUUUCAUGUCUUCUUCAGAGAAGUUUUCAUGGCAGGGCUGUUGAUGUGGAUGAGGCAUAAAUUUAAAUAUGAUUAGAAAUGAAUGUUGACAUGUAGGUUAAUAACAUUUAUUGGCCAAGUGUAUAAAGUAAUACAUUUCUCUUUCAUAUUAUAUGAUAGUAUUAAGUAUAGGGGUAUGGUGGUAUAGUAGUAGGUAUGUGUCUUAGCUUGGAAAUACACUUUAUGAUGUGCCCACAUUACAUGGCUCAUGAUAUGCUUUAUGUUUGGGGGGAAAACAGCACAAUAGAGUUUUAGAAAAUGUCCUGCAUGGAAAUCAAACCAUCAACCUUUCUGCUAAUCUGCAACUUCAUCAUUUUCAGGGUGGAGUACAUGGAGAAAAGCAAACAUCUGCAGGAGCAGCUGAACGAACUGAAGACAGAGAUCGAAAGUCUGAAGCUGAAAGAGAGAGAAACUCCUCUGGACAUCAUCCACAACCAGAACACUGAGCAGGGGACCAGCAAGCAGAGCAACUUCAAGAAGGUAACUGUAAACACUGCUGCUGGUACAGAGCUUCUUUGUGUUCUCAGAAAACACAUCAUUUAUGCACCAUUUCCUCCACUCAUGCCUCAAGCCUCUUCAGACAUUUGUAGUUACAUUAACACCUAAACAAAAUACCAAAUAUGACUAAUUCUUUGGUGGUGAAACAAAAAUCUGAUUGCUUUUAUCCCUUCAGGGGUCUCUACUCAUCCACAUGUAAUAAUUAACUGAUACGCAUCAAUAAACUGUCAGAAAGAGCCGGGGGUUUCAUCACAUCAAUACACAACCGCAAUCUGACCAACGACCUGAUACAUAACGCUACCUGCAGACUCUGACAGCCUUUGUUUACCUGUGUGAAAAAUAUUGUGUUUAAUACCCCCUCGGUUUUGGGUGUUUUCCUAUGAAAGUGGUUUGAUGGGUUUAUUCAGUUAUCCCUGUCAAAUUCAUUUAGUUCUUUCUAGUCCUCCAGAUGCCCAGGCUGCAAAUUCUGGAUGUCUGGCUCUACUGUCCCUCUAAAACAGCUCUCUAUGGUAUUACAGGUGUCCAGUCUUAGUCCCUCAGUGGUCAGAAACGUGAGUUUUUGGGUAUCUGUUAAUACUGUAGGCCGAGUUAGCAGAUGUCCUGAUAAAUGAGCACUGCAGCAAACUGAAGUGGUCUCACUGAUGUUGACUUUUGGACUGGGAAAAGUGUGCAUCCGUGCCAAUGGGCCAGUUAUAGCAUAGAGCUCUAGUCCCAUCCAGUUUACUUCAGCUCACAGACUUUGGGGUACUUACCCAAUUAGAAUUGGUAGCUCUGGAACAUCUGCUAUCCAGUUUCCACUGUAAAGAGGCAUGCAGUAAAAAAGCUAUUAUUGCAUAUUGUCGCUGUCCAGUGAAAAAAGUACCUUCACUUUCAGCGAUCUGGACUUUUUUUUAAUACAUGCAUGGUCCAUAAUCUUCUCUAACAACUCGUAGCUUUGGAUAUCCAAAUGACCAAUGGAAAGACAUUUUAUAACAUCAUCUUUUCAACAAGUAUCUCCAUUGAGUAACAGAAGUGUCAACAAAGAUCUUAUCUUCUGCCCCAGCCCUGCAUUACCAUGUCAGCAAACAGACUUUACACUGUGACAGACUCAUGACAGUUCAGAGUUAUGCUACACUAAUGUCCUCACAUCCACUGAUGCUGACCUAAAACUUGACAACCAAUGUGCUAUGUAGAAAUGUAGGAUAGCCUGCAAUCAAUAGUUUAUCAACAUAGUGGGACAUAAACAUGAUACUUAAAGCUGGUUAAUAACCGAACGUCAUUGGAGCGCAGUAUUAAAAAAACACACAUGUCCACUGUCAUUCACAAUGCAGACAUACAAGUCAGUUCAAGACAUCAAACUGGUCACUGAUGACUGUGUAAAUAUAGAUUUUGAUUUCGGGUCCUAAUUGUGUCUAAUGACAGUGUUUGGGGUUUAUUCUGUAAGGUAUGAAUAUGAAUAAAAUAGUUUUUUUAAUAUUCCUGGAAAAAAAAAAAAUUGUGGAGGUACAUUUUUUUUUGGACAGUGAUGAUAUGAAAAAAUAGGUAAAUAAACAUCUGUUGCACCUAUCACUUCUGCUGUAACGAAACAGCUGCAGCCCAGGCCUCACAAUACUCCCAUGAAGCAGCCUGUGUUUGCUCUGUGUGGGUAUGGAGGAAAUGGACAGAGAAAAACAAGUGAGUCAUAGGCCAGCUCAGUCUGUUAAAAUAAACCUACCUGACUGUCCACAGUCCACUCAGCAUGUCCUGACCUAAGCCCAUUAUAUUUUUAAAAAGAGAGGCAUACGCAGCUCUAUAAAUCCCUAUUACAUCUCAGCUACAUUCACAAGCUGUGGCUCUUCAACAGCUGUCCGGUUGGCUGCAGACACAUGAGGAGGUUUCGCUUUAAAAAGUCAUUCUGCAUUAUCUUUCUGUGAUAACUGCCUCUCUAAAAAUUGAUAGUCGUCCUGCGUACAAGCCCCCACGCUCCGCCAUCAUCUUAUUUAAGGUCGGCGUAUUGAUUCUGCGAGCAUCACUUAAUAGCACUUUGCCUCAGGUUCAUAUUUCAGCCUGGAGUAUCUGCUUUGAUGAAGCCUCCUGAGAGAAGAGCAGCAAUCAUUCAUUUUCUACCAUAACCUCUAAAAGCGAGCCGUGAUUAUAGUCUUAGGUGUGUGGGAAAAAUACCCCAAAGAUCAAGAGAGAUGGAAGUCUACAGUUUUGUAUGCGUCUUAUGUCCAGUCUUAGGGGAAGAAUAGCGAUUUCAUCAAAGAUCCCGGUUUGAAAUUAUGAAAAAUGGCAGCUGGAGGGGAAUCUCUAAAUUGAUUGGUCAGAGAAGAUAGAAAAGCUACAGAAAAAUAGAUUCUUUUUUCCUGCUGUCCUCUGAUGAACUGGCAGAUUAGACUCAUUCUGCUUCAUCUUCCCACUCCAGUAUCUUUCUUGUUUCAAUAAAAGUAAAAAAUGGGAAUUUGAGUCUAGUUGUUCACUCAUUGUGGAACAGAAAAAGCCCACCCCCCCUUCUGUUCUUGUCGCCUGCUGUAAAAACACUUGUUAACCAAGCGGUAAUUGAUUUUUGCUUGGUGAUUAGUCAUCUGGAUGGAUGGGGGCAGCCUCGGCAUGCUCAGAGUUAAAAGUGUUGGCUUAAUUGAACCAGAGGCGGUCGGCAUUCAUCUUGUUAGUAAGGGAAGGAGGUGAAAAGAGGAAGCAGAAGAUAGGGACUCAAAGACAGCUUUGCUAAAGAGGGAGAAGUUUAGGGGAGGCUGAGGCAGACAGAAAACUGCUCAAAGGAUGAGGAGUUAGAGGAAGGCUAAGGCAUCAGAAGUGCAAAGACUGUGCUGUGAAGCUGGCGACCAGAGAAGAGCAGGAUGAGAGGGAGGCUGAGGUAAAACGAGCUGGAACAAAAUGCAGAUUUCAGAGCCAGAAGUAUCAAGUCCCUCUGCACCCUUAGGCAAAGUUUUCUCCUUCCUGCCUCCUUCCUUUUCCCCCCUCUGAGUGAUUAAUGAAAGUCCCCCUAACACGGCCCAGUGCCUCCCUGCUUCUACCGGGUCACAGGUUCUGCUCUGUUAGCGCCAGGCCUGCCACGAAGGCUUGUUCUCAACAACUGCAUCAAAGCUUUCGAGCUGUUGUGAUUCUGUGUGAAGUUUCAUUUAAUGUGUCUUUUUUUUACCACACUUCGGUCCAGCAAGGCUGUGUAAAGUGGCACACACGAAAGGUCAACCAUCAGCAGAGGUGGCAAAAGUAUAUCAAGUCUUUGCUGGAGUGCGAGGACAGAAACGUGCAGAAAAAUACUUUUUACCGAGGACUAAAGGAGAUAAAGUAGAGGUCUCUAACGGCUGUUUCUCUGCAGAAAUAACUGAACCUCACAGUGAUAUUAAAUUAAGUUAACCAUUUGCAGGGAAAUGUAUGUGUAUUCUGGCAUUAUUCAGUAUUUACGGAGCUCAGAUCUUGCUGUAGGUGCCUGCACCUGAUGGGAUUCAGUGGGAUUAACCCUCAAGCUACAUUCAUCCAGUGGAAAUGGGUUAUCUAAAACAGCCUAAUGUGUGUUUCUUCUCUGAUUGGUGGUGUGAUUCUCAUAGAACAAUGCUGGUGUGCUCUGUAGCAGUCUGGGUUGCUGCGUGGGCUUCAUUUAAAGCCAGCUUCUGUGGUGUGUAGUGGGUUUGCAAAGUCAGUGGGUAACCUCUGUCUCCUAUGAAUCAACGAUCAGGCCUCUACCUAAAACAGCUGUAUAGAGCCUUUGGGUAACAUUAAAACAAAAAGCCACCAGCUGAAUGGGAGUUACCCACCCAAUAUGUGGUUUAUGAACUUCACAAGAGCUGGCUUUAAAUGAAGCCUAGCAACAACUCACCCCCAAAUUCCACCACAUGCAGAACAGCAGCGAAAAGGCCAUAUGUGCCGAUAGCCUCUGAUCGUUUCCCUUCGAGUUAGGGGGCUCUAUUUUCGUGUCCGCCGGCGAGGCAGAGGGUGGCAGACCCCGCGCAGUGGUAUUUUCGUCUGGCGGGGUCCAGCGUACAGCCAGUUUGGUAUUUUUGUAGACUGAGGCGCACAGAGGUCCGCCUGGGAGGAGCUGAGUUAGGGAGUAGGGAUACUUACGCCAGGCUGCACCGCUCACCAAAAUACCAAAUUGGGCUUGGGAACGCCUUGUCGGCGCAGCGGACCUGACUUGCGCCACGUCUCCGGCGAUGCACGAAAAUAGAGCCUAAUGUGUCAAAUUCCACAGGCUUCUUUCUUGCCCCCUGCAGUUCACCGGGCUUCAUAGCCUAUCGCCAGGGUUCUAUUUUCCGGACGCUGCAACAUACUGUGUAAAUUCAGCACAGAUUAGCCCGUGCUGGAAAGGAAGUUGGGCACAGACACAAAAUGAAGCAUCCAGCUUCUUUUCAAAAUAAAACUAUAAAAAUAAAACACCAUGCAAACGUGGGUGGGGACAAACAAGUCAAAGAUUUUCAGAUGUCAUUUCACCUCAUUUCAUCCUAAUCACAUAAACAAGGCCACAGUCAUUUCACACUUGCGCAUUGGGGGGCUGACAAGAAUUUGCCAAACCAGUUUGGUUUGCUCCUCUGGAAGGACAAUAUUUACUGCUUAUAUGGUUAUGUGUCUUUAUGAGAGACAACUCUUUAUCUCAUGAUUGCAUGUGAAUUUGUGGGUUCUUGUGAGUCCUUGCAGUUCCCGCUGUCCCUGCUGCCCGAAAUUCACCACGAAAUUCACCUCACAAACACAUUCGGUAGGAUUUGGUGGAUGGCAAAAAUCGCCACUGUUCCGCAGCGGUGUCGUUCCUCAUGUGGUGGAAUUUGGGGAUCAGAUUGUUACAGGCGUGUUACACCUCUAGUUAGAGAGUCAAAUAAAUCCUUUCCUCUUACUCAAACUUCACCCAAAACAAUUUAAAUCUUGGCAUCUGAGUCUCUUUCUGUGCACUUUGCUCUCCAGUCUAUAGGAAGUACAUAUCCACACUUCCUUAUAUGGUCAUCUUGAGUGGGGAUUCAUGCAGAUUGCUGGCUGGCAGGAGUUCAUCGUCAAUUUAUGAUAGAUUGGUAUUUAUGAACACACGCACAUGUGCCUAUGAUCGAAUCCAUGUUUUUUCGCUGCAUUUAUGAAUCCACUCACUGUAAGUUUCUUGUUCCUGGGACUAUUAUGUGCAAAUUUACACACAGAUUUACUUGGAUUUCAUAAAAGAGACCCAACUUUUUAGCAUGUAUCCUGCUCAAAUGACUGAAACUGCAUCUUAGCUCAAUUAUACUGGUUUAGAAAGACACUAAAACACUAAGGGUAAUUGCGGAGUCCCUGACCCAGGAUUUAAAGCUGUUCUCGAUGGUCGAUAGUGCAGAUUUCGUCACCUCAUGAAGACGCUAUAUCCGUAAAAAGUGCAUAGCAUGAUUUUGUCUGUUGUAAGCAUGUUUAAUAAUCUUUCAAACUGUCUCUUUUUCAGAUAUUUUUGUCAUAUACCAUCACUGUGAGUCAUUUCAGUAGAAAAUGCAAACUAAGGCAGAAAAUGGCCUUAUCAGAGACAAGUGUUUGAAUAUACAGAGACUGGAAAUACCAGGGAGUUAUUUUUGCUUUAGCAGGUUAUAUAAGUGUUUAAUUUAGUCUGUUUCACGGCCAGUUAAAUAACUCUCACUAUACAUGUCAGCAAAGUAUAGGACUGAGAUUCUGGUUUCUGUCCCAACUCUGACCAUCAGACGUCAUUCUUGUUGGGCUCUCCUGCUUAUCAAAAACAACACAGAAACACAUUUUACUUGAUAACUGGAACAUUGAAGUAAGAGUUUGCCAGCAGGGUGGAGCGCACACACACGCACGCACACCCACAGGUGUAGCUCAAUUCUGUCAGCAGGGACAGUGGAAGGUGAUCUGCAAACAUCACGCUGCAAAUCCACCCCCCUCCCGCACAUUAUCUACUCAGAUUUGCUUAAUUCUCUACAUCUCUGAAUUCAAAAACAACCUUCAUGUCCCCAAACUGUCCUCCCUCAUCCCCUGUCUAAUAUUUACUUUGGCAGCCUGUUUUAAUUCCCUUUACCCUACACAUGUUGAAGGGAGGGAAAAGUUUGAGCUCACUUAUUCAAGUUCUUGAUGAGCUGAUUGUAAACUGCUCUGAAGGGGAUAAAGCACAGCCAGUGGUCUGGAUUAAUCCAUCCCCGGCUCGUUUAAACCUGGGGAGAAAAACAAUUAACCGAGCUUUCUGUGACUGGCAUCGAUCCUCUGCUCGUCCCACUCUCCCUGCUUGUUUGAUUGUCUCUGCAGUGAAUCAGGGUUUGGAAACCACGCCAUUUUCCUUGUCCUUUAGGGGCCAGCUGUAAACUCCAAUCCAGUCUGACUCUCUUUUAGCCGUAACUGUAUCAAAAACACGGCAGGCCUUCACAAACCUUAACGGACUCAUGACAAACAGAAUUAUAACUUUGAGGUGUGUGUUUACUUACACAUAUGAGUGUACAGACCAUCCAAUUAUCCGCUCUUUGUGAUCAUUCAGUCAGGAGAAAAAGACAAAACAGGCGUUUUUCUGCACCCUUAUAUUCAGGAUGGGAACCUUGUGUAUCAUCAUCCCGUAUUACCAUGGUCUUCCAGGUCAUGAGCUGCAUGAAACAUGAUAAUCUGAGUAAUUGUGGAUAUUUAACAGCUCCUUUAUCAAUAAGUAUCUAAUCAGGAGAGAAAAUGGGCCUUAUUCAAAGUUGAGAAACAGCUAACAGCCUAUUUUGAGGAUAGUAAAAUGACUGAAAUUCAUAUUGAUGACUUUUUAUGAUACCCAAAAGCAAAUAAGACCAUCAGCGACAAGGUUGAUCAUUUCUAUACUCUAUAAUUAAUUCCUGAGACUCAGGCUGAAACAAUUCCUCGAGUUCCUCGAUUACAAAAAAUUGAAUUUUCUCUGCCUCGGGUACUCGUUUAUUAACUCAAAUCAUCACUGUUUCACAUGGUUUAUUUUCAAGGUGGCACAAUGUGUCACCAUGGUAGAAGGAGGAGUAAGCGUGGUUUUGGCUUUGCAGAGCGGAAAAUAUUAAUGAUGAGAGGGGCUUUUCUUCUGCAGAGCUCCAGACAGCACUGCUCUGCACACUCCUCUUCAUGCUAGCAUGCAGCCUGACAUUGCCAGUGUGGUAGAAGAAGCAGGUAACAAAGGAGCUAUUCAGCUCUCAGACACUUAUGUCUUUAGGGGCAUGAUAAAAGUUAAUAUAAUAAUUAGCUUUCUUACGAGCAUUACAGUCCACUAACGCAUACACUUGUUCUGCCAUCGUCUUCUCUAUUUCUCCGAGUCUGGCCUUCAUAGUGGGGCUCCGGGGUUGGAGCUUGGAUUUGUGAUGUAGGAAAUCUCACUGUGUCUGAGCCUGUCGUUUGGGUCCGAUUACCCGAGUAAUUAAUGGAAUAUUCGGUAGAAUACUGGAUUACUAAAAUAAUCAAUAGUUGCAGCCCUACCUGAGACCAUUAAAGUUUACUUUAAAUAUGUUAUAAUGCACUUUAAGAUUCUCCCACCCUUAGUGUGAUGUUACAGGAAUAAUGUACCGUGUGGGAAUAAUGUCCAUUCAACCACAGUAAUACAAUCACAACAAGCAUCAACCUAGAGAUGUGUAGAUGGAGACACCCCCACUCCUCAAUGUUAGUUGUGUCUGUUGUGCCAUGGCAGACAUUGACAGAGACAGGGGCUGACUACAAAGUCAGGAAACUGUGGACACAUUAUGGUGGCAGUAGUUCAGGAAGUUUCAGCAUCAGACAGCCCGUGUUUGUGUAAACAGUGUCGGAGAGACACUGACUUUUGGCCUUUAACUGUUUAAUCCUGUGUUUUUACUGGUUUCAAUUACCUGGUCCAUUAGUUUUGAAGAGAAGAAGACGGCUGCUCUAAUUUAGCUUUUAGUUAAAGUCUCUCUGGUACAAUUUCUGUCUUAAUCAGGAUUCUUAUCAAGCUGGCAGCUGAAAGCUACACGCCUUCAUUAAGGUACUGAUCAAUAUUUAAAAAGUCUCACCCUAGGGUAAGAAAGGUAAAAAUUAGAGAGCACAGAGGGUAUAAAUAUUAAUAUCAAUAGUCUUUUUCAAUUAGAUGAAAUUGUGUUAUUGUUAAGUCUCUGUCUUCACACUUUCUCCAUCUGAGCCUUUCCCACUCAAAACAAGUUAUAAAACCACUGAGGGAUAAAAACAAGAGCAUGAUUUCAUGAAAAACUCCAUGAAUUUGGGAAGAUUUGAUUUGAGCAGCUCUCUCUGUGGCUAGGAAGACCAGCCAAGGGUGCUGGUGGUUUCACACAUACGCGCCUGAAAUGAAUUUUAAACUCACAUCCUCACACCCACGGCGCUGUGCUGGUGUGUCAGUCAGAUAUGAAGGAUCUCAGGAGGUUGGGUUGGAAAUGCACAGACAGAUUGGAUGUGGCAGGAAGGCUGAGGGCAAGGGCAGAGGGAUGAUUUCAGGGAUAUUUGUCUGCUACAGUGUGUCCUGUACCUGUUUACUUCCACCUCAGAUAUGAAAAAGCUUAUCAGGUGUGUUGCCAUCUCCUCCACAGCUAACACUACAGAGCACCAAGUCCAGAGUGGCCUUCUUUGAAGAGCUCUAAACUGCACACAGCUGCCUACAAACCCCGUGGUUCUACAUUCCUGCUGAGUUUUUAACACUACAAGGCCUUAUUCUUCACCACCAAACACUAAGGACAAAAAUACGACCACUGCCUGGAUCUGAACCAACUUUAAAAGCCUCCUGGGAAUGCACAAAGAGGUAUGCAUGCAUAAUUCUCCUGCACUGUUAGGAGUCAUGAAAAUAGUGUGUGUGUUUACAGCGAGAGUGAAAUGCGGAAUACUCUCCUUGGAUAUUCUGAAGUGAACUUGGGUGUGUUUUUUUAAAUUUGAGUCAAGGAAUAAAGGUCGACAAAGCCGAGAGACAAAAACAAGGUGGCUCCUAUUGAAACUGCACUGGUGGAUUCAAAAUAACUUUUAUCAAGGAUGACUUAUAUAAUGUGACUGCGUAUGUGUUUCUCAUUCAAAUGUAAAUAAACUGCGGAAGGAUAAAUUUUAGAAAUAUAUUAUUGUGAAGCAGUAAAAUACUGUUUGGUUAUCGGCUGCCUUUAACUGUUUCACUCACCCUUUGAUCAAAAUGUGAACAAAUUCCUCCGCUUUCUUGGAUUUAUGACUUGAUGCUGCCUUGGUUUUCUUGUUUUUCAUGGUAAAGUUUGUCAAAAAUAUUGCUCAAGCAGCAAAAAAAUGAAUAUUCCUACACCUUUAAGGUGCAGUGUGUUGUUUUUGCAGCAUUUAGCAGAACAAAGAUGGUACAAAUGGAAUACAAGCAUUUCUAAAUUAGCAUAUGUCCACCCAAAAGAAAAAAAAAGAAAAAAACUGUUUUGUUGUUUUAAAAUAAGCCUGAUGUAUCACACAGUGGACUAACUUCCAAAAGGAUUUGUAUUGGUGGUUUUGGUGGUAAAAUCUGGACAAAUGGAGGAUCUCACUUAUCAUUCAUCACAGGAGCUACUUGUCCAUGAAGGCCACCAUACCUCCAUAGAUGGUAGGGGUGAGCAAGGGAGCUCUUUCGUCUUGAUCUAGAUUCUUAUUUCUUCACACUGUACCCUUAAUGCUAAUUAGGGAUGGUAAUCAAGAACUGGUUGCAGAUGAGAACUGGUUCCUACCAGUUGAAGCCAUCAGCAAUGUUUUACUUUUAUGAUCAACAGUUCCCUUAUCAGCGCCCUAGCUGACUACAUACAUAAGAAGCAGUCACCAAGGAGACAAGGAAGUAAUCAUGACAGACAGGAGACAGAAACAGCUCAAAAGUCUGGAUUAAUUUUGAACAAGCAAGCGUGGAAACACCUGCAGCACGCUGAACCUGUUAAUUAGCGAUGUGCAGCUUAAUGCUGCUCAAAAGCAUUAAGGCAUUCUGUGAACGUGACGAGUAUACUGUGACACAAAAUGCUAAACUAGGAUGCAUUCAGGAGGAUUACAACAGCUGCUGUUGCCAUGACAAGGACAAACACAUUUGCAAGUUGACACAGUCACUCUGUCGGUUGGGACACUGGUCAAUGAGAGUUUCAGGAUAAUCACGCCAAUUUUGGGCCUGACCCCCAUCAAAUGGUUAAGGAGAUAAUGUUGCCAGGUUAUCUGUUGGUGUUAAGUGUUUAAAGAACAAUUCUCUUACCUCUGAUUUGCAUAGAAGAUGAUCAAAGCCUACCAAACUUAAAAUCAAAAAUGCUUGAUAUGGUCAGCACCCUCGAGGACAGCCAGGAACAACUUGAUAGCCAAUUGGAAAGAGCUGUCUUUACAAGGUAACACAACAAAUGCAACCAUGGCAAUGGCAGUAUGAAUAGUUUGGCCUAAAAUCAGGUUUGAACAUGAAAGUUAUGAGAGUCAGGUCUCUGGCUGCACAAAUCAUUUUCACAUUUUGAAAAACACUUGGUGUGCACCAGGCUUAAGCAGACACAGAAAACCUCUGGGGUUUCCACAGGACUUGAUAAGGGAACCAAGAAAGCAGAGCUGAUAAUGUCACUGGUGUCAAUUCCCAUCCCUAGUGCUAGUCAUUGGAGUAGAGGUCUGUGGAGAAUAUGAAGCUCGACCCAUUACUGUGACUUAUGACGAUUUAUCUGUGUUGAUAACAUCAUGUAAAUUUCCAUCAUCUCACUGUUUCUGUCCACUUUUGUGCCUUUCACAAUGCAUGUCGACAAAUUGUUGCACACAAGGCCUCAGGUCCUGCGUUUACAUCUUGUUACACAGUGAGGUCAUGUGACAUAUCUUUGGCUGCUUGAACACUUGAUUUGGAGCACCCUUAAGCAAGGCGUUGGGCGCACUAUGCUGGAGAGACAGCCGUUUGUUCUGGAUGGUUCUUGAAGUUCAAACUGGAUGAAGGAGCUGUGAUUCUAAAAUGUGAAGACAACCAAUUUUUAGGACAUGAAUUAGCAUCUAUUUUGAAUUAAUGUGUCUUUUUAAAUUUAUGUGUUCUUUUCCCUCUGAAAGCAAUUUAUUUUUGGGGAUAGUAAUAAAAGAAAAUGUGUAUUUUUUUUUCCUGUCUGCAUUGAAUAUGAAUAGAAAGCCGUAUUUAAAGUGACACUUAGGGUGAAGAUACUGUGCGGAUAUUUCUAGAUUUUUACAGAGACUUUGUUACAGAUUUGUACCUUUUUCAUGUAAAUAAAGGAAGUUCAGGUCUGGUAUUACUCUGCCUUUGAGUUUUUUUUUUACAUCCAGAAAUAACUUUGUUAUUUUGGCAGACUUUGAUGAAUGUUGGCAACAGCAUCCUCUCCCACACGACCCAAACUGCCAUCCAAUUACACCUUUGAAAGAAUCAAGUGUUACAUAAGCACCCUCCAUCUUGUGUUAGAUCCCAUACUCUGUGUGCUUGAGUGACAAGGUUUUUGUGUGUGUGCGUGUGCUGCAUACCCUGUGUACUUGUUUUAGUGCCUGUGUGUGUGUUGUGUGCCUCCAGUUUAACCCUCUAAUGUGACAUCCGCCUUGUCCGCCGGGUUCAUUAGACUGACAGCUCUCUGACAGAGUGAGUGGCAUGGAGGUCAGGGGGGCCUCUCCACAGCUCUUUCACCUCUGGGCUCAGUUGGAGAAUGGCCACCCUUGGCUUGUCAGUGUUGUGACAGAGCGGCGUCUUCAGGAGGCAACUCUCCCUUGGGGGUAAAUCUCAGAGGUACCGGGUUGAGGGUCUGCAGGGGCACCAGGGAAACCAGCAGACACAUACUUUCAUUUAUAACUGCUUUCCCCUAAACGCAGUGAGAAGAAGCAGAGAUGGGAACAAUCACAUCUUUUGUCAUUUAUCUAUUCUCCGGGGAUCACAGUUGACGUCACACCUGCAAACAUACACAGUGGUGUACACACAAACACAAGCAUCUUACAGCAGAUUGGGAAAGGUUCUCGCUUUACUGCAGGGUGAGGGGAGAUGAUGGCGGCUGCACAGCACCUGCCAGCGGCUUGAAUGCAGAACGAGCUCACACAAUAAGAAGGAAAACCCUCUUCAUAAUCCAAAGCAAACUGCUGUUCACAGACUAAAUUCAAGCAUCAAAAGAAUGACACAGUAACAGUUCAAAUAGCUUACCACAGUUGUCAAAAAAAUGCCCUUAUUAUAUUUUUAUGUUUGUGGAGCCCUUAAAACAUAAAGUGACUUUGAAGUAAAAACACAGACUCUGUGUUUGGGGGGCUAGGGGAGUGAUCGACCUUCCCGUGGUACCUUUAUGUCAAGAAAGGGCUGUUUGAGUACCCUCUUGAAUGCUUUUGUAGAAGGAAACCGUUAGAAAAGCCCUCUCUGGAUGCCCUUGCACUAGAAAUCUCAACAGAUGCCCUACCAGUGUUUAAUAUAAAGCCAUAGUACACUCUAGAUGCCUGGACAGAGUACUUAAAUUUCAACAAAGUGCCCUUUGGUUACUUUACGAGGAUUAAAAAAAUAAAAGUCUCCUCAAGCUGCUCAACCAGUGUCAUAUGUAAACAGAGUGUUCCUUUGGAUGUUGUAAAGAAGAUAAAAUGCAAACAAAAUAACCCGUGGAUGCCCUUUCAUAAAAUAAAAAAGGUUAAAUGCCCUCUGGUUGCCCUAUAAUGUAAACAAAACACACUUUACAUGCUCUUUAUCAUGUAACUGUAAACAAAGUACCUACCUGUUGCUUUUUUAGUGAAUAAAAUGUAAACAAAAUAACACAUGGAUGCCCUGUCAUUAAAAAAAGAUGUUUAUAAAGUGCCUGUGGUUGCCCCUAUGGCUUGUAAAUGUAAGCAAAAGCACCCACCUGUUGCCUUUUUAGUGAAUAAAAUGUAAACAAAAUAACAAAUGGAUACCCUUUCAUUAAAGAAAAAAAAAGCAAAUAGAGUGAUCAAAGUACCCACUGCUAUCUUUGUCAGUGGGUAAAAUGUAAACAAAGUGCUCCUUACAUGCCUCAAUGUAAACAAAGUGCCUUGUGGAUGUCCUUCAAAGUGAUCCCCGUUUGCUCUUUCAGUGGCAAAUAUGUUUUAAUGUGCCCUUUGAUUGCUUUUAGAGAAUCAAAUGUAAACAGAGUGCCUUCUAUAUCCCUUUCAGUGGAACCAAGAAAAUAUUGGUAGAUUUUUGUUUUGAGCAAAAAGUUUGAAAUCAAGACUUUAAACGCUAUAGAUGUCAAAUAUGGACAAUUCUGUUAGCUUUGCUUCAUUAUGAACUUUCCAACUACACCAGAAAGCCUCCACUUAGCUUCUGCUAUUUUCUUCAGCCUUGGCACAACUAACUGUAAGUAAAUACAUUGGUCAUGCUCUUACCCCAACUUUCCAAACCAACCUUUCCAUCCCUUGCACCCUCUUAUUGGGUGAACAUCUGCAUCGUCUGCUUUGACAUUGCAAGCUCCAAACGCUAAACCAUCCACUGUGCUCUAUCUGCACAGGCAAUGGUGGAUUUCCAGUGGGUUUAUCAACUGCUUCCUCAAAUCUACCCCCAUGUGCUAAUCUCUUCCCACCCAUACUUGUCUUCAAAUAUGCCAGCUCAGAGAUCCUUUGGUGCCUUUUCUUUACAACACAAAUAUAUUCACAUCAGAUGAUUGAUGAGUCACUGGAGCUCUCAGUUUUUGCCUUAAGAUGAUUUAGUCAGCUGGUUUAUCAUGCUGAGACAAACUAUGGUCCUGAAUAUAUUGUGAAAAUAGACUUUAAAUAUCUUUAUCACAAAACACCUUUAUCUGCUGCUUUUUUUAGAUAUCCUUCCUGCUCAGGUUCACUUUACAUAUUACGGUUUGUACUCUCAUAAGCAGAGUCCCAAUUCAGAGUCUGAAGGACACAUUUCAUCACAAUGAUACAAGGCUGUUUCAAUAUGAUGGUUGCUUACCAAAGGAGUGUGUCCGUCUUUUGCCAAGCCCCAAAUUUCCUGUGAUUCAUUGUGCACAAGUUGAAAAGAAAGAUUCUCAUGCAGCCAAGGAAUAUUUCAGCUAACUUAAGUGCAACAGCAAGGGUGGGAACAGCUGUGCAAUCACAAAAUCCUCCAUGGAGCCCAUUUUUUUGUGUCAGUUCAGCUGUGGUGGUGUAAGCAGUCGACAAAAUGCAUCUCCUUUGUAGUUGGUGGCCUUCGGAGGAUGCAGUCCCUAACUUGGGACAUGAAAAUUUUGACCUUCAUCCUUCUUGUCCCCACCCAGCUGAGAUUUCCCCUUCAUUUUGAGUGUGUUUGCUCCGAAUAGGUUGCUUUUUUAGCAUCUUUCUGUCCUUUUUUAUAUUUUCCUCACAUCCUCCAAACCAGUGCUGUGAAAUAUCCUGGUGCCAGAACUCCCCUUGUUCCCUAAUACUCUAUCAAAAGGUACCAGUAAGUCAGUGGUAUAGCCUCCCAGAUUUGGGCAGACCUGUGCCUUUCUAGCACCAGCACAACGAUGUAAGCAUCUUUCCUUCUUCUUCCUGAUGUUUUCAUAUAUAGAGAUGCAUCUCAAUAAAUUAGAAUAUUGUGGAAAAGUUCAUUAUUUCAACAGUUCAAUUCAAAAAGUGAAACUAAUUCCUGAUAUAAGAAUAAGAAUAACUUUAUCGAUCCCCGAAGGCAAUAUUCUAUGGAUAAAGUUAUUCUGUUUAAUUGCAAUAAUUACAGCUUAUAUUUAAUGAAAACCCAAAUUCAGUAUCUCAAAAAAUAAGAAUAUUCCAUCAGACCAAUUGAAAAAAUGAUUGUUACUCAGAAUUGUUGAUCUUGUGGAAAAUAUGUCCACUUAUAUGUACUCAGUACUUGGUUGGGGCUCCUUUUGCCUGAAUUACUGCCUUAAUUUGGUGUGGCAUGGAGGCAAUCAGCCUGUGGCACUGCUGCUGUGUAAUGGAAGCCCAGGCUGCAUUGAAAGCGGCCCUCAGCUCACCUGCAUUCUUAGGUCUAAUGUGGCUCAUCUUCUCUUGACAAUAUCCAAUAGAUUCUCUAUGGGGUUGAGGUCUGGCGAGUUUGCUGGCCAGUCAAGCACAGUAACCUUAUGGUCAUUAAACAAGCUUUUGGUGCUUCUUCAUAAAGCUUUUCAGCGGAGGAAAGCGUGAAUCGCUCUAAAAUCUGGUAAACAACUGCGUUGAAUUUAGAUUUUAGAAAACACAUUGGACCAACACCAGUAGAUGACAUUGCACCCCAAAUCACCACUGACUGUGCAAGCUUUACACUGGACUUCAAGCAACUUGUAUUCUGUGCCUCGCCACUCUUCCUCCAGACUCUGGGUCCUUGGUUUCCAAAUGUAAUGCAAAACUUGCUUUCAUCUGAAAAGAGGACUUUUGACCAAUGGGCAGUAGUCCAGUUCUUUCUCUCCUUAGCCCAGGUAAGACGCCUCUGACGUCAUCUCUCGUUCAGGAAUGGCUUGACAAGAGGAACAGUUGAACAACAUGCAACAGUUGAAGUCUAAUUCUUUGACUUGUCUCUGUGUGGUGGCUCUUGAUGCCCUGACUCCAGCCUCAGUCCACCGUUUGUGAAGUUCACACAAGUUCUUGGAUCAAUUUUGCUUGACAGACUUAUCAAAGCUGCGAUUAUCCCUGUUGUUUAUGCAUCUCUUCCUACCACACUUUUUCCUUCCAUCCAACUUUCUGUUAAUAUGCUUGGAUACAGCACUCUGUGAACAGCUGGCCUCUUUUGCAAUGAACUUAUGUGGCUUACUCUCCUUGUAAAGGGUGUCGAUGAUUGUCCUCUGGACAACUGAAAAAAAAAAAAAUAGAUGUUGCUUUCAUGGAAAUGCACCAUUUUACUCCAUUUACCUUUAGAUAUACAUUGAUGUUAACAGACCAUUUCUAAAUACAUGUCAGCAGAAGAUAAUAAGGGCUUAGUUUUAGGGUUGUAAACAUUUGCAAGAGUCACAAAUUCAGUGCAAAAGCAAAAAAAAAAAUCACAGUUGGAUUAUUCACCUCAACUUUUUGGCUUUUGAGAGUCUGCAUAUAAAAAUCCUAAUAAAUCUCAACUGCGUUCAAACUACCGCAAAAAUGGCUAGAAAGAAGCAACUGAGUAAAGAAAAAAAGUACAGAUUUGUACACUGAGGAAAGAAGGAUACAUAGAAAGAGAAAUUGCAAAACACCUAAAGGUGUUUAACAAAGGAGUCCACUACACUCUGAAGAGACUAGAGGAACCUGGAAGUUAUGAUGAUAGAAAAAGACCUGGACGAAAGAGAGUUACUACAAAAGCAGAGGAUAAACAUAGCAUUGUCACCAGUAAGAGAGAUCAGCAAAAGACAGCACCAAAAAUAAGGGAGGAAAUCAACAUGACAAGGUCGAAACCCAUAUCUCUUACAACCAUGAAAUGACGUUAGAGAAAGGCUGGUCUGAAGGGUUGUGUAUCUGCAAAAAACACUACUUCAUCCACAGAACAAGAAAAAGAGAUACGAGUGGGCAAAAGCUCACAAAAAUUGGACUUAUGAUGACUAGAAACAAGUUUGCACUGUUUGGUUCAAAACGCAGAGUCUAUGUCUGCAGACAAACUGGUGAAUGUCUGAAAGCACCAUGUGUUACACCCACAAUUCAGCAUGGAGGUGGUCGUUCCAUGGUAUGGGGAUGUUUUGCAGGUGAUGGAGUAGAAGAUUUGUUUGAAGUAAAGGGUAUCAUGAAGAAGGAACAGUACCACUCCAUCCUCCAGCACCAUGCUGUUCCAUCUGGACUCAGACUUGUGGCUCAUAAGUUUGUUUUGCAGCAAGACAAUGACCUUAAGCACUCUGCCAAGCUCUGUCAGGGUUACCUAGACAAAAAAGAAGAGGAAGCUGUUCUUCAAAAGAUGGUUUGGCCCCCUCAGUCUCCAGACCUUUCUCCAGUUGAGCUUGUACAGGAUGAAUUGGAUCGAUCGGUCAGAAAAAUGCAUCCCACGAAUCAGGAGUCUCUUUUUAAUGAACUUAAGAAAGCUUGGAAUGCAGUCCCUAGAACAUACCUUGAAAAACUAAAGCCAGUUGUUAAAGCCAGAGGAGGUUAGUUUAAAAAAAGCAAAGUCUAAGCAACAAUAACUCAAACAUCUAAUAAUUAUAGUCAAAAUGUCUUCUAAUACGUUACUCUUUACACAAUAGUCAUGUUUAUUGUGUUGCAAAUUAUAUAUAUGAAACUAUGAUCUUUUUUUGUACAAAUCUGAUCUUGCUUCCAAACCUUUGGCCUGUAGUGUACACACACACACACACACAUAUAUGUAUAUAUAUACAUAUACAUAUAUUCAGAAUAGACUAAUAAUUAAAAAUAUACAUACUAGAACUUGGUAUUUAUUUUUUUUUUUUCAGUUGGGAGCACAUUACAAUCACUGAAAGCCUAUUUGACUACCAAUAUGUCACACAGACAAACAACCAAAGAGCAUUAUUUUGCUGAACUGGACCUGUUCAUCACCAAAUACCUGCUGAAUGCAUGUAUAUUCUGCAUGUAUAAACACGCCCUCUUAGGUAACAAGUGCAGCCCUGUUAGUUGCCUUUUUUCUCCAACCACUCACUUUGAUCUCUGAAUGACCAUGUCAUUCAUCACAAAGGGCUGAGGUAAAACUGUACAACCAUGAUAUAGUGAACUCUGCUUUGUGAGUCAUCUCUGAGUACAGAGAAAAAAAAUGGAUUCAUCUGGACUCUUUGAAUCGAAACCAUGCUACAGUAUUUGAAGUGCAGUACAGCCAAAGGCAUUUAAGUCUAAAAAUACUGUAUGGAGAUUUCAGCUCUCCUGCCUCGCUGACAGAAUAUGGCGAAUGUCAUACUUGUACUUUCCAGGUUUCUUUAAAAAGACACAAGUGCUGGAUUGUCAAUUACUGGUGCUCUCCCCCAAGCGCCUUCACAGAGGGGAAACCAAGCAGGUAAAACUGUGACAUGUACAGAUUUCAUUCAUGAUAUAUUCUGCAGCUGUACGCCCUCGUGAGUGUACACAUGAGUAGGAUUCUCACUUAUCCUUCUAAAAAGGUGGGUUUUGUUGAUCACACAAGCUCAUAAGAGUUUGAAAUGUGACCACGAAGGCAGCUUUUCAUAACAUCUGUGAAACAUACACAGCACCUGUGUGCUCUAUAUGUAAUAAACAGAUUAAUUGGCAUGUUAUGCGUAACUCGUCCUCCCAUGAGGACUCUUCUAUCAUGAAACACAUGCUCAAAGGUGUCUAAUCUCCCCACUUGUCUUGAUAUGUGGGGGUGAGGUGCAGCAGCCUGCCUGCCUGCCUGCUCUGUUGGGAAUUCAUUCCCCUGACACUCAGUACGAAUCUUCAUGACAUUUCUCCUUUCUCCUUCUCUUCAUGCUUGCAUUUAUUUCUUACCUUGCACAUGUGCUGGCAUGAUUAAAUUUUUCUGUCCCUGUAGACCCGCAGUGAAAGAAAGAAGGUGUGAAGGAUUUGAAAACUUGGAAGCUUUGCUGUGUUGCAUCGGUUGCCGGCAUACAAGCGUUUCACUCAAAUUUGUGCACCCACACUCUUGACAGACACAAAAUCACGAAAUCCCUCUCACUCCUUCAAGCCAAAUUAGUAUCUUCUUUCAUUCCAGAAUGCAGAUGUCUCCGAGUGAAAUACCUGUGGAAAAUCGCCAUGAUUGGGUUCAUUAUCUCGCCUGCAGUUAGCAGAGACAGAAAUGAGUUUGGUAUUUUAGCCAGGGAAAAAAAAAAAUCUGUUUGUCAGACUCCAGAAAUGGGCUGCUGCCUGCCUGUUUCAGUACCAUCUUUUACAGCUUGAUGAGGGGCUAUGAAUAAAUUUUCAGACGACCCUGUCCCCGAGAUAAUGAUGAGCUCUGUUUUUAAUUGUCUCACUCCAUUAUAAAUUACAUUAUGAAUAUCUACGAGUGAGUCUCACGGGGAUGUGGAUCUAUCCUCAGAAAUAUCCGCUCACUCUCUGCUCGUCUGCAUCAUUUAUUUCCUCUUUGACCAGCUCUGCUUCUGUUUUCUCUGCCUUUGGGGACCAGCAGGAGUCAUUGGUCAUCAUCGCCCCUGGUAUCUUUCUGCCCCUGCCCCAAUUGGA